Messenger RNA from Pelobates cultripes (western spadefoot toad), 58722 nucleotides. NCBI's taxonomy places the organism in Eukaryota, Metazoa, Chordata, Amphibia, Anura, Pelobatidae. The record is from the annotation of a GenBank genome assembly.
ACGUGACCGGCACAUUCUCCCGACGACAUCUCUACGUCACUGGGCUCCAUGCGCCAGCCCCGCUAGGCGCCACGCCUUGCGCCUCCGUGACGUCACAUCACGCUGCUUUCCCCACCGUAGUUCCCUGUUUCGGGGCCCGGUGUGAGAUAGGUGAGACUCGGGGAGUUCGGUAACGGCGGUGACAGACUGAUACACGGGGAAACAGGGCUGUGGGGGGCGGGGUCUCCGAGCAUCCUGUGUCAGGGCCACAUAGGCGCCAAAGGAACUGGGAGGGGGGAGAGCUGGGAGUCCUAGGGGGGAGUUAGAAACAUUAAGGGGGACAGUCUUAGUGGGGAGUCAGACAGUAAGGGGGGGACAGUCCAAGGGGGGACAGUCUUAGUGGGGAGUCAGACAGUAAGGGGGGGACAGUCUUAGUGGGGAGUCAGACAGUAAGGGGACAGUCUUAGUGGGAAGUUAAACAUUUAAGGGGGGGAAUAUUAGUGGGAAGUUAAACAUUUAAGGGGGGGAAUAUUAGUGGGAAGUCAGAUAGUAAGGGGGGGAGGUAUACUGGGGUAUCAAAGACAGUAACUGGGGCAGCCUUUUGUGGGAAGUCAGCCAAGGGGAGAGUGUUAGUGGGGUGUCAGAGACAGUAGGGGGGAGUUAUAGUGGGGUAUCAGAGACAGUAAGGGGGCACACUUAGUGGGGUGUCAGAGACAGUAAGGGGGCACACUUAGUGGGGUGUCAGAGGCAGUAAGGGGGCACACUUAGUGGGGUGUCAGAGGCAGUAAGAAGGUAGGUAGGAAGGGAGACACGUGGUGAAGGGCUAUUUUUUUCUUUACUAAAUAGUUUUGGGGUACUCUGGACCUCCAGCACUGUAAGGGCCACACACAGGAAGGUUAGGGGACCAUUAAAACUCACAACCUGGGAUAUGGCUUUAAGGUAACCUGGAUCAUAGGCAGACAAGGGACACUGGCAAUUAAGCAGCAAAAAGAAAUUUAUAAGAUUAUCUGGUAAGUAUAGCGUGUGUGCUGCAUCUUUUCCAUUCCCUGACUGCUUUUGAUAUGUCUGGAUCUAAUAAUACCUAGUUAUGCUAAUAUUUAUUAUUAUUGUAAAUGAAAUGCGAGCUGUACGCUCUUGUAUUCAACUAAUGUGACUCCUAAAAUUCCACGUCUGGCAGGUUUAUGCGUUAAAUUGUGACUUUCCAUAAGUUGAAAGUGAAUUUUACAUUUUUGUAACUGUUUUGGCUUAGAAUUCCGCUUUUAAUUCCGGACCAUUCACAGUUUAGAGAGUAAUCCCAAGGGACUCAAACUGUUGGCGCUCCAGAUCUAGUUUGGCUGCAGCUCCAACAAUUCUCUGUCGAACACAUCUGGGAGAGGGAUUGAUGUUUGGUACUUCUGUGCUUAAUUAUAUUAGAAUCUCAAAUCUUGCUUUAUUUAUUUUAAGGCAGACUAGACUUGCAAAAAGCUAUGGUGCCAGUUUGUUUAUGUUGUAGUAAAAAAUAACCGAACUGGAGAAAGUCAGCUAGGUUUUGGUUUGGCUACUCUGAUCGGAAAUAUAAAAUUAACUUUGAAUUCUCACUUGUUAAAAAAAAAAAAAAAAAAACCUGCAUGUCUAGUGACAGAAGCCUGCAGGCUUAAUGUCAGAGGUCAAAUUUGCAAAAAGUUUAGUUUUAACGAAGGAUUAUUUACUAAUGUGUGAAUUGCAGGGGAUUAGUAACGAAUUUUAAGACUAAACCAAAUUAUAUAUUUUUUUAAAUCCCAAAUUAUCUGUAUUUUCAGUUUGACUCUUUUAAUCAAAAAUGUUAAACUCAGUUUUAGGUCUGGACAAUUACAACUUGUUUAUCCACAAAAAUACUCAUGUUAAUAUGUAUAUAAUUCUACUUUGUAUUGCAUCUGUUAACCAUGCAGAAUGUAUGUAGUGGCACGAGUUCUGUGAAUUAGUGACCAGCUUAAUGUGCUGCAUUUGUAGGUUGCUAAUUACACAGAGACCUUUUAUAUUUCCUGGAGAUAGGCCGUUUUACAUUUAAAGCUGUAUGUUAUUUGGCCAACAUUAAAUCUCAUGUGUGGCUUUCAUUUCAUCCUGUAUUAUUUGAAGUUAGUCAUGUGCUCUUGACCAAACUGUGUCGUUCUAACAUUUGUCCUCUGAAGUUACUAUUUUGCUAUCUGUUCUAUGACUGACAUGCCUUCCUUUAUCCCGGACAUUCUGAUAGAAUUCUGCAACUUCUAACUUUCUUCUGCAACAGAUAAUGAACUACAUGUCCGCCCAUUUCAUGCUUUACGUUAAUUGCCAAAUACUAGAGACCAUUAUAGUGACUGUUCAAUUUCCGGUUGUUUGUUGCAUAAUGUAUUUAACCUUUAAUUUUCCUUUUUGGUUAUAUAACAUCAGGCACUCACUCAACAGUGGACUAGCACAACCAUCAUUCUUUUCAGCAUGCUGGGAGUUGUAUUUCAUCAACAGUUGCAGAGGUGUUUAUUGUGCAGCCUGCCACUGAGCACCUGAUGAAAUGUAUUUGUGCUUGUUUUUUUUAAUGCAAUCACCAUAUGUUCUAUGUUGUGUUUUUGGUCUAAAGUGGGACUAUCAACACCCCCACCCACCCAGUAGAGUAUUUAAUAACGAUAAAAACUUCAUGAAACACUCACAUUGACUUUGUUGGAAUUUCACUGAAAUUCAAUUGCAGUUAAAAGAUAUACUAAGACAAUAUUUGCUGAACCUGACAAAUGUGAAAAAAGGCAGAGCUACUGCCAUCAAGCUUUGUCGUGGAGGCUUUGUCUGUGGAGGCUCCCUCCAUAGACUUCAGUGUCUUAUUCUUGUGCAGGCGUGAGAGUACAACACUAAUGUGGACUCCAGUCAGGUAAAAUACCAGGAUCUGAAGCACACCUAGGCAGCUGCCUAGGAGGACAUGUUCAAUCCAUUGUACAGCGCUACGGAAUGUGAUGGCGCUAUAUAAUAAAAUAAUAAUUAAGUGGCUCUGUCACCUGAAACUUGCCUUUCUCUUAUUGUUUCCUUUUCUGUUCUUCUUUCCUAGUCUGUUCUUAUUUUAUUCAUUUCUGCUUUAUUUCUCUUUAAAACAAAAGACAAAGUAGGGACUACUUUGUAUUUUAUAUAUUUUUCCUACGCCUAACAAUUGUGACAAAAGGGUGGAACUUGAGGCUCCACUUGCUUUGUCAAGCUAACUUUCCCACAAUACUCACGUCUAUCCUGAUCAUCCUCCGUUGCCUGAUGAGAUAUUUAAACGCUGCUCGGUUCCAUUUUCAUCACUCGCGGCUUACUGACUAUGGGCAGCCAUCUCCAAAGUGCUCCCUGUUGCUUACUGUGGGAAAGAGAAGGUAGUGACUUUGUAUCACUGCCAGCAAUUGGAAGAUGACAGUGCCACAAAGAGGAGUGCAACUGGAGGUGAGGUGUGUGAUUUUAUUUUUAUUUUUUUAAGAGAAAAAAAAAUGAAAAGUGGAAAGUUAGGGGGAUAGCCUUUGCAAUCCAUGCAGUGACCUCCGACUGUGACAGUGACCCCAUUUUAAAAUAAUAUUUCUUUUUGAGGUUGUUGUAUAACAAUAUAUGUGGAAUAUAAGAGCCAAAUGUUUUGUACAUAGCCAGUGAAACAAUUGUAGUGAGAUAUAAAAACACUAAUGUUAGACAUUUGUGACAUUUGUAACAUAUUUGGAGACACUGGGAUAAUGGAUCAGGGUUUUGUCAAAUGUAUUAGAAGUUUAACAUGAAUCUAGUCACGUUGAUAUAAUAUGUAAGGUAUUCUUUCACUUUAGUAGAAGAUGUUGCUGUACACUGUUGCAUAUUGUGCAAAAUAGUUAAUGAGUGUUUGUGAAACAUGUGACUUCUGCACCACCCCUCUUGUUAGAAGAAGUAAUAGACCCUCAAUGGACCUGGUCAGCUGAUCUUGAUAAAUCAUUGUAAUGAUUACUUUUGUAGAUAAAUAAAUAAUUUGAGAAGUUUUUCUACCAGAUUGUGAUCAUUUGAAAAGCUUAUCCAAAAGAAUAAAAUUGAGGCCUUUGUUUGAUAUGCCCUGCUGUUCUCCAUUUUAUAUAGGCAGUGUAAAUCUCUACAUACCUUUCUGUCUCCAUAUCAUAGAAUAUGACUCUUCCAGGCCGCAAGAAAAAAAAAAUCAGGUGUUUAAAACGUUUAGAAUCAUUUGAUGUUGUAAUAUACUUCAGCAUUAUUGCAACUCUAUUCAUAAUUAAUAUGUUCUAAAAUGCUAUUGCUGCCUUGUCGGUUGUAGGCUAAAUGUUAAUGCAGGGCGGAUAUUUCACAGUCCACCACCCACGGCCAGCGGUUGGUGUGCUCUAGAAUAAUACAUAGGGACAUGCCAGUGUGCCCCCAUGUGCGAUGGGUAUGGCUAUAGUAUAGAAAUAAGGGGGGCAUGCCCUUGUCACCUUCCCCCCAACCAGUUUCCAACUAUAGCUGGCAGAUGGGUGCUUUAAAAUUGGACCAUUAGCAAUGGACUUACCAUCAUACACUACCCCCACAUGGCCAUCGGAUAAGGGGUAGAAGAAUAAUAAGAAGGGUGGCCAUUUCAUUGUCCACACCCUUUUCUUUAUUUUAUUUUCUUCUUCUUACAAAAAGCCCUUAUUGGGGCUGAAAUAUUGCUGGUGGGCUCCUUGUUCUGGGAAUACAUGAGUGCUGGAUCCUUUUUUUUUUAUAUCUAUUGUCGCUGAAAACUGCCAGCUCAGAGUUAAAGGGAAAAUAUAGUCACCAAAACAACUUUACCUUAAUAAAGCGGUUUUGAGCAGUGAGACUGCAGGGGCAUAAAUUCUACACCAAAACAUCCCCUUUAAGCCUGGAGGUGCAUGGCUUAACUAAUUGACUAAGAGUGAUCAGCUGAUGCUCUCAGCCAAUGACUGAGCCCUGAACUGCAGGGCUUCUCUCAGGAUAGCUAGGAGCAGUGCCAGGUGACCCUGUCUUGAAAUAAUUACACUGGGAGGGGGUGACAGGGAAGUCCUUAUACGACCAUGACCUGCACCGGGAGCAGAAGAGCAGUGGCUAGGAGAGGAUGGCUGUGCCCACGAGGAACAGGUUCAAAUAGGUAACACUCAUUUUUCCCUGCUCCGCCGACCACCAGAGCCACAGCAGUGAUGUCACCGUCGGUGGUCUUUACAUAUAAUGCAAAGUCCCCAGAUGGUGAGAAUUCCGCAUUAAUGUGAUAGUGCACCUUGAAAUGCAUGGUAUGCACAGAAAACAUUGAGCAUGCUAGUAGAACCACUUUCUGGUUGCACUAAUUAGUUAAAUCUAUUUUUUCUGGCUACGGUGUCACAACAGUUUCUAGUAUGGUGUAAAUUCUGAGAUCUUCAAAGCUUUUAAAUUCCGUCAAACUUUGUCAGGCCCGCAGCUGUCACUAGUGGUAGAGGGAAAAAGGGCUUAAAUUGUCUAUGUAGAAUCCCAUGGUCUUGCAGGAUCUUCCACAGGCAUUACUUUUGUGCAUGCACAAGAGCACAGCAUUGACAUUUGCUCCUGAAAUGAAGUACCAAGAGUGGAAAUUGAUCCCAUGGAAGUAGAGUGCUCUCGCAAGCGAGCAAUGUAGCAGUCAGUCAAUGUCACCGGAAGGUGGCAGACACUGCUUUAAGAAACUUGGGGUUGGUAAUGGGUGCUGGUAAAAACCAAGUUUUGAUAAAAAUAAAAAGUUUGAGGGAAAGCAAGAUGGAAUGAAUUGUAGUGGUUAGUGUCCAUACUGUCCCUUUAAUUCCCUGUUAAAUGUUUACAUUACAGUGGAAUUUCCUCUGUUUACUAGUGAGAGUUUUGAUAGUGUUUAUUGCAGGUUGUCUGCCAGUCAUAGGAAGUAAACUUAUUUAUUCUUAAAAGAACAGACUUCAAAAUCCAAAUAAUGACAAGAUGGGAAGGCAUUAGGCAUUAGGACUUUGUGUACACAGGAUAUGAGGGCUUUACUUGGGAGAUAAUCUGUUCCAGGGUUUUAGCAGGGCAAUAAACCUAGCUAAUAAAAUGUUAUCUUUAUUAGGAUUAUUCACUAGACUUUGAAUUGUAGCAAAUUGGAAUCUGAAUGGCCCAAUUCACGUUAACAUUGCCAAUCUUUGAUCAAUCAUUUCUUACAUUUGCCUGAUUUCAAUUCGCCACAAAUUCAGAGUUUAGAGAAAAACCCCAAAGGGUGAAUUAUCUGGAAUUUAAAAUUUUAAGAUAAUCAAGCUGAAAAUAAACCAGAAAUGAUCCAGGUUAGUCAAGACCAUCAUCUCUUCUUAAUUUUCUAGUACGUUUAACAAUCCAUGGUUUAGGAAAGGCAUCAGAACAGCAAAUAUUUAAUAAUGGUGAUAAAUAUAAUGGUAAAGAAAAUAGUGUUCAUCGAAAAGGUAAUAUUAAGUGGUGGAUGGAUUGGAAGAAUAGAAAGGCUGGGUACAAGGGAGAAGGAAGAAAGAGGGGGUGGAUGAAUUUUAAUGUACUCGAGGUAAAGGGAAUGUGCGCAGGUGACAGCAGUUAUCAACCAGCCAAACACAAAAACACAGAAAUAGGGCAAAUUUAAAUUGAGGCUAUCAAAGCAGCAAGAUAGGUCUUCUAGGGGGUGCUGCAGGUUCUGUUGUGGGUGAGGAUAGGGAGCUUAGCUGGCAAUUCCACCAUGUUGUGUACAAGCCUAACUUUGUCCAUCAGAAUCCAGAGCAAUAAAAAAGUAUCCAGCUAAGCCAUUAUAUCAUGCUAUCAUUUCCCACUUCUGCAAGUUUUUGAUCUAAUUCAUGUAAAUUAAUCACUAGCUUUUCUUUUUUUUGUUCAGUGCAAAGAGGUAAAAAAAAAUCAAAUAUAUGUAUCUAAUCUGAUAAUCUAAACAUAAGAAAUAAAAUAAUUGCACAUAAAUACAAAUAAAAUAUAAACCACCUCACUUUUGCUGUCAGUUGAUUUAUUAGUUGGUUAUUAGUGAAUGGAAAGUCUCACAGCUGCACUCAGUUUUGCUGACUGGAUUGCUUAAAGGACCACUAUAGUGCCAGGAAAACAUACUUGUCCGGCUCUGGGGAGAGGAAAGGGGUUAAAACUUACCUUUUUCCAGCGCUGGGCGGGGAGCUCUCCUCUUCCGAUCCUCCUCCUCUCCGCCCAUUCGGCUGAAUGCACACGCGCGGCAAGAGCUGCGCGCGCAUUCAGCCGGUCGCAUAGGAAAGCAUUUACAAUGCUUUCCUAUGGACGCUUGCGUGCUCUCACUGUGAUUUUCACAGUGAGAAUCACGCAAGCGCCUCUAACUGUCAAUGAGACAGCGCUAGACUGGAGAGCUUAACCCAUUUAUAAACAUAGCAGUUUCUCUGAAACUGCUAUGUUUAUAAAAAAAAAAUGGGUUAACCCUAGCUGGACCUGGCACCCAGACCACUUCAUUAAGCUGAAGUGGUCUGGGUGCCUAGAGUGGUCCUUUAAAGAAAUACAAUAGUGUCAUGAAUACAAACAUGUAUACCUGGCACUAUAGUGUUUAACUAUUUAGGUGACUGCUCCCCCCUCCAAUCUCCUCAAAAAGAUGAUUUUACUUUUUCUCUCACGCUGCAGCGGUCCCGCCACGGAUGGUCCCGCCUCCAUGGAAGAGCCAAUCUCGGCCAAUCCAGUGCUUUCUCAUAAAGCAUUGGGAUCUACUGCGCAUGCGCAACAAAAUGCUACUUUGCACCAAUCAGCAUCUCCUCAUAGAGAUACAUUAAAUCAAUGCAUCUCUAUGGGAAACGUGCCUCAAUCCAAAGUGUGGAGACUCUUAACGUCAGUGCACACUGUGCAGCAUUGGACUAGGAUACAUCUAGAGUGACUGUCACUAGAAGUGUUCCUAUGCAGCAAUGUAACCACUGCAUUGUAUCUGAAAAGGCAGCUUUUACAGUGCUCAGCCUGCAGGGACAGGCUAUUGACACCAGAACCACUACAUUAAACUGGUAACUAUAGCGCCCCUUUAAAAGCUUAGUCCAAGCACUAUAACCACUGCAGUGGUUUUGAAGUGGUGCCUGCAGUCUGUAUUUGCAACAUUUCAUGAUGCACAUACAGAGUAUAAACAUUCUGCUGCCGGAAGUGGAACUCCCUAACUGGCAAACGUCAGUAGAUGCACCUUCCCCCAUGCUGCCCAUGUCCUACACUCAUGCUGCCUUCCCUGACAUAACUCCAGCUCCCGAGGAGGAUCAGGUUGCAGGGAGAAUUUGCCUUCAGUGCUGGAACAAAAGUAAGUUUAUCCUUGAAAGUGCACCUAAAAUACCAGCAGUACUUUGUGCUAGCCAAACUGUCAGCAACAAGUACUAACUUAUUGUACAACUAUACUGGUGGUUCUGCAACUAGCCACUCCAACAUCACAGUACUUGUAGCUAAAUCCAGAAAUAUUUCUGCUGAUUGUAGUGGCGGUGGCACGCUGCAGAUAAGGUAAGAAUGAACAACUUCGUAAAUUGUCAAAAUAUUUAUCACUCAGAUACAUUAUGCAGAAGAAGAUGGCAAGACUUAAAGGGAAACAUUUAUGGCCGGUUCACAUGCUAUGUAAAACCUAAAGUAUCUGCAAAGUUUCAUGUUCAUUCUGCAUUUGUUUACUUUUGCAUAUACAAAAGCAGGAUCAGAAAAAGAUUAGUGUUGCUUUAAAUGCUAUAUCUUUAUUAAAGGACCACUAUAGGCACCCAGACCACAUCAGCUCAAUGAAGUGGUCUGGGUGCUAGGUCCCUCUAGUUUUAAUCCUGCAGCUGAAAACAGCAACUAAUCUACAUGCUUACCUGUACAAACUUUCAGAAGCUGCAACCAGUUAAAGCUCUAUUGAUUCAGAAAAGUCACCUGUAAAUAUCUACCAUCCUAAAUAUAUAAUUUUCAAGGUCAAGCAUAUGGAUAUAAAAAUAACUUUUUUUUGUCCACCUUGAACUUCACACAUAGCCUUCUCUACAGAGAGAUAAGCGCAAAUCUGGCCAGUAGGUCACCUUGUUAUAUUAAUGCCCCUCAAGGACUUUUAGAUUUGGCUUAAAGCCUAUCUCUAACACUUUUGUUAAACUGUACCUGUAGGGCUGUGCUGCAAAGUGAGUGACGAAUACAGUAAGAGAACCAUCCUACAAGUGAUUUUCUUUGUCUACAAUACAGCAUUUGCAGUGUAUGUGCGGAAGUAACAGUGAUUACUCCUCCAAUGAAUGGGUAUCAGGCUUUGUUAGGUUGAAUGAUUAAUGGCAAAUUUUAUGUAGCCUCUGUACGUCUUGUUUGAAGUAAUUCCCCUGGGUUGUAGUUUCUGUAGUGCUUUAUUCUUCAGAGACCAGUAAAUAAACAUGCCUGUGAAUCCUCGUGUUCCUAUUGAUUUCAGUGAGACACAUAAUCACAUGACCAAAAGUGUGUGAACACAUACAUACUUGCUGUACAUUGCCUUUCCUCCCUCAAAUAAGCAUUUUGUGGGGUUUUUCCCCCCUUGCUGAUAAAACAACCUUUAGUUUUCUCAGAAUCGUUUCCAAUAAACUAUUAAAUCCACAAGUGAGGUAGGACACAGAUGUUGGGCUCUGACUUGCAUUCGUUCUUAUGUCAUCCCGAAGCUGUUCAGGGUAGUUAAGGUUAGGUCUAUAUACAUCCAUGCUUUGUACUUUUGUGUACGCGUGUGUUGUCAUGUUAAAACAGGAAAUUGCUUCCGUAAACUACGAUCACAAAGUUGUAAGCACUAAAGAUUCUAGAAUGUAGGACUUAUUCUGCAAUGGUAAUAUAUUGAGGACCUAAAUGGCCUAGUAGGCAUGAAAGGAAUUCCCAUUCUAUUAUUCCUCAUUGAUAAAACGUGAUAGAUGUCACUAUACAGUCAGGCUGGCUGCGUUCUCUGUGAGAUUACUAGAUGUUGAUAUUUGAUUGAGUCAAAUGACAGUGAGCUUUACACUGCUAUCUGAAGCUUGUCAUGUAGAUUUCCUUCACCUAAACCAAAGCUCGGUCAUAAAACUCCAAAGGAGCCGUUUUCAUUCUACUUUUGCUUCUGAUUGUGGACUAUAAUUAACUCUCUAUAUCUUUAGAGAUUUUUUUGUUUUUGUUCUUUUGUAAUUAAAUACAGAUUAUACAGUCAGUUGUUCACUAAAGUAAGAAAUAAAAAUGAACUUGACGUUUAAAGGGACUCUCCAGUCCGUUUAAUGAAUAACCUUGUAUUUUGACAUAUUUGAUAGAAACACAUAACUGUACUUUCUCAUAUAGGCACAUAACUAGCCUCCCAGACAUACACAAGUAACCACUCACAUACACACAUUUAGUACUUUAUUACUCAGAGAAACACACAUACAUGCAAAACACAUUUGUAGAAAUAAAUUCCUCCAUUCUCCAUGCUGCUAUUACUAAGUUUGAAAUAAGAUAGUGAGGUUUGUAGCAAUCCCUGGUAUAAAGCGGCUGUCUCUCCAUCUCUGGUGUAUGAGAUUGUGCCAGGCUCUUCUUGCAUUCCUGUGCGCCAUACGGUGCUGGUAGAUGUCGACAUCAGUCUGGCCGUUAAGAGUCAUGGUACUGUGAAAAGUGCACAAAAUAUAUUUGCUUAUAUUAGGGCAAAAAUUGGGAAAUAGUGAAUCAAAUUCAAAGUUUAAAUGAAUUGCUUUUUUGGUCAGUAGACCAUUUUGCCUUCAUGCUAAAUUACAACUAGCCAUGUGCUACAGAGAAACUGUAGAAAAAUAAAACGCGCCAAAGAAAUUUGUGUUGGUCACCGUUGUGGUCUGGGAAGUAAACGGUGUGUUUUGUUUCGAUUAGGCUGUGGAAACUGUUUUAUUGUAAUUAUUCAAGUAAUGUGUCAUCAGUUCAUCCCACUGUACAGCGCUAUGGAAUUUGCUGGUGCUUUAUAAAUAAUAAUAAUAAUCACAGUGUUCACUGAAUAGAUUCCAAACCAAAAAGAAAUUUAACACAUCUUUUUUGUUGUUUUUGUUUUUUAUUUUUUUGGACCUGUGUUUGUGUGAAUUAGGUAUGAGAUUGACAGGCAUCUGUUGUGCCCCAGGGAAAAGCCUCACUGGUGAUAAUUAUAUCUGAAUUCUGUUGCAAAAGGAAAAACCUGAUAAGUUUGUUGUAUUGUCUGGCCACUUUGGUCAGGAUUCGUUGACAGCAUAAACAAAAUCACUGGGACAAUGGGCUUUCUAAAGCACACUGUAUGGUUUAUUGGAAUUAAAAAUCACUGGAACAAGACUUUACUUAACUGUGGCACCUCAGGAAGGUCUGUGCUGAGUUAGAGAUAGUCACCAAAGUUUUUCUUUGUUGCAUUUGCCAUACGUAUUCGGGUGCACUACAAGCACCCAUGGAUUAUUUCAGUUAGUUAUGCUGUGCUGUGAAUGUCUAUUUUUUUCUUCUCCAUCAGUAUUUCUAAUUUGUGUUGCUCCACAAGCCCACUGUGUAUGUCCUUCCUUCACAACCUGCUCUGUUUUCCUUUCUCUGCUAAUAUAAUGUGGUACAUGAUGCCAUGACUUAGGGUUCUAGUUGACCUUUUGGUUUUCUGUAGUAGAAAGCUGACAAUUGAACUACACAUCCCAGAACCCAUUGCUGUGCACAUGAUAAUGUCAGUAAUCAAACUUUCUUGAAAUGCAGAAACAUCAACUUUUUAAAUGCUUUACCUUAUUUCUCAAAGAAAGGGAAAAAAAUAAAAUAAAAAGUGGUUCAGAACAGAGUGUCCCUUUAAACACCUUUCCUAAUGUGGCUUCUCUUACACAAUGCUCAUUUGACUUCCUUAUAUUCCAGCCUCCUUUAUCCCUCAGAUUGGUGAGGCGUUGACUUAGCUAAUGCAAACAUGUCUAACCUGUUUGGAGAUCACCUAGAGCUGGAUUAUUUAUGAUCCCACGAAGUCAGGUACUGAACUGCUUCUCUUCCCUCCAGUGUGGAGUUUUCAUUUCUCAAGGAGCAGUGUCACCCUGAAAGGUAAGAGGAUGAGUGCGAGGAAACGACGCUUGAUAAUAGCAUUAUUCCAUGGCGUAUGGAAUGUUAGAUAUUUUAGUAACAGGAGCUGACAAUCUUACUCUCUAGUACUGUUCUUCAAGUAGUGUGUUGUCCUCCUAUCGCUACCUUUCUAAGCAUUUCUUUACUCGUAAAUACUAUAUUCUGAUUUUGCUUUAACCCUUUGUGUGCUAGAGAAACUGGCAUCUUAAAGCGUUUAUGACAGAGGAGUGUGUGAAGGUACGGUAGUGUUCUGCAGUUUUUUCAUUGUUUGUAGUUGCGGUGACAUUCAGUUCUAAAAUCAAUUGCCCAAAUCCUUUACAACUUCAGCAACCAUGUAGAACCAACCAAUUUCUAUUAUGCAGACAGACAUGCUGGAGAUUCAGCAGGACACAUGCUUUCUGUGUGUGUAUGUGAAUUAAACUUGUAUUCCUAAUGCUGUAGUGUUCACCUACCUAUGUGUCCCAUCUGUGUAAGGGUUUGAAAAGUGAGGUUUGCUUGCCUUUCUUGCUUUGCUGCACUGGUCUCACCCCAGCUACACCACCUGCCUGGCUGAGAUAGUCUAGAUUGCAUGCUCACUAGCCUUCCAAUCCUUACCUAUGGGAAUCUGAAAUCAUCAAAUUGCUGUGCUGUGCCACUGCUCCCAGGAGACUUAAUUGAGCUGAAGUGUCUGGGUGCAUUUAGUGUUUUUUUUUUUUUUUUAACUGCAAGUAUAUUAUGUUUGUCUUUAGUGGUUUUGUUUGUUCACAGAUCACAGCUUGCUUUUACAUUUUAUGCCUCUGUGUGAAUUUCCCUCCCCCUCGUUAUGUACAGAACAUUCGUAGAAUUAUUUCAAUUUAUUUUCAAAUAAGUAUCGUUAUUGUUUUCUUCUUUUUGUGGCCAAGAUAAAGCAAGAAUUUUGUUUUUAAAUGUUCCUUAAUUAAUAUUAAAGCCCCUCGCUACAAAGUACAACAAUUGUCUUGUGCAACAUGUGCUUCCAAAAAAAUUAUAAUUGUUUGUAAUCUUUCUUUAGUCAGUUAUCAUAUUGGGAAGAGGUUAAUACACUCAUAAUAAGGGGAAAAGUCUUUAGGCCCCUUACCAGCUUCUAUCUGAUCGGUUAAGUUAAAUAACAAAAUAAUGUUUGAUUCUUUUGUAGAAGCAUAUGUUGUAUAAAACAUUUGUGGAACUUUAAAAGCUAGAAGAGGUCAGCGCUAAUAAUAAUAAAAGGUGGGUAGGCAGCGGCCUGGCAGAGGGUAACCCUCUAACCCUCUUGCAUACAAGUAAAAAAAAAAAAAAAAAAACAGUAGUGCAAAGCUGCGCCAAAGUAUAUUAAUGUGGACUGUGGGUAAUGAAACCAGUAUAUAGAUAAAGCAUAUAUGUGAAAUUAGUGCAUAUACAUAAAUCCAAGAUAGUUUUAAGAUUGCACUCUGACGGUAAGUGUCUUUUUAGGUACUUUUGGUGGUGGGGUGUCCUCACUGUUUAUAGUAGUCCGAUUAUUCUCGUGAUAUGGAAGACACAAAAUGAAAGACCGAUCGUGUAGACUGUGUGGGUCAAUAUAUGUGAGAGGAAGGAUAUAUAUAUAUAUAUAUAUAUAUAUAUAUAUAUAUAUAUAUAUAUAUAUAUAUAUAUAUAUAUAUAUAUAUAUAUUAAACUCACAUUUGGGAGAGGAGAGGUGGUAGGGAUUUCCUCAUUUUGAGAUAUUGGGCGGGCGAGCAGGUGCGAGCCAGCGGUACCCCUGCAACCGGGUACCGCCAUCACUAUUUGCGGCCCGUGCCCCCGCGGCAAACCGCCAGGGCCGCCGUUCAAGGCAUUCAUCGAGUGGCCCAUGCUGUCAGGGCCACCCGAUGGUUAUGGAUUGUAAGGGGGCCCGGUCAGCACUGAGCGCUUUAACAGCACGACUGGGCCCCCUGUGAUUACAUCACACAGAGCUGGGAGGAAGUAACUGCACGUCACUCCUCCCAGCUAACACACAAAACCGCGCGGGAGGAAGGAGAGGGAGUCAGAAUGGGAACUCUGACUUCCAUCCACCUGAGCCACCACUGGACCCCAGGGAAUGUCACCCUCCUGCACCUAAAAGGUAGGAAACAAGAGGGUGACUAAAAUAUUUUGUGUAUGUGUCUUUGUAUGUAUGUCUUGUGUGUGUAUGUAUGUGUCUGUAUGUAUGCGUGUCUUUGUAUGUGUGUGUCUUGUCUUUGUAUGUGUUGUGUAUGUGUGUCUUGUGUCUGUAUGUAUGUAUGUCUUAUGUGUGUCUGUAUGUAUGUGUCUGUAUGUCUUAUGUGUGCAUGUGUAUGUGUGCCUGUCUGUUUGUUUGUAUGUGUAUGUAUGUGUGCCUGUCUGUUUGUAUGUAUGUGUCUUUGUAUGUUUGUGUGUGUCUGUAUGUGUGUCUUGUAUGUGUGCCUGUCUGUUAUAGUGGGCUAUAGUAAGUAAUAGUAAGUGGGCUACCUAGCUCAGCCUUCCUACUGUGCAUUGCUGUAAGGAAGGUUAAAAAAUUGAAAAAAGGGUGAAAAUAAGGUGGGGAGGGGAAUUGAGGAGGGGAGCUGACACACAGAUGAGAAAUCAUAUUAUGAGCAAACAGAGAAGUCGUCUGAAUAUCACAGAAAGAGAAGACCGAACCAGAUAUCAAAUAUUUAGUUUCGCAGCAUCAACCUCAAGGAUCUCAUUAAUCACUAGUAAAGGUUACUUUGUUUUCUCAUUAAACUUUAUAAAGUUAAAAACAUUAUAAACAUGCAUAAAGUAGAAAUAAAAAGAUAAAUGUACGUACAUUUUUUUUUAAUUUUUUUUUUUAAACACCCUCCUUUCUAAAAAAUAUUCAGCACUUGCGCGAAAACUGGUGGGCGGUAAAGAAAUUUUUCCAUCAAGAAAGAUGCAUUAGUGGGUAGUAGGUAGAAAAGGGUUAACUACCACUGGUCUAUACGAUCGGUCUUUCAUUUUGUGUCUUCCCUAUCACGAGAAUAAUCGGACUACUAUAAACAGUGAGGACACCCCACCACCAAAAGUACCUAAAAAGACACUUACCGCCAGAGUGCAAUCUUAAAACUAUCUUGGACUUAUGUAUAUGCACUAAUUUCAUAUAAAUGCUUUAUCUAUAUUUGUUUUAUCUAUAUACUUGUUUUAUUACACACAGUCCAUAUUAAUAUACUUUGGCGCAGCCUUGCACUACUUUUGUUAUUUGUGGAACUUUGCAGAGUAUGUGUGUGUCUGCGUAUGUACAUUUUUUUUUUUUAAUUCUUCAUACAUUUUUUAUAGGAUGACUGGAAAAACAACAUGUAUAGAAGCUCUGUUAAUAAAUAAUCAUAACUUAUAAUAAAAGGCUGUUUUACAUUGUGCUGGAAGUUUUUUUUUUUUUUGGGGUUAAAACAAAGACCCAACAAGUUCUGUGUAAGAUGCAUGUUGUUUUUCGUUGACCUGACUGAUUUACAUAACCCUGAAAGCAGACCCAGUAUUUGGUCAUCUCCAGUCAAUAAGUAAUCCUGGAUUAAAGGACACUUUGUCAUUUAAAGCAUCAACGAUAAUGAGUUCUAACAUGCGAAAACAUAACAUAGAUUAAAAAAAAAAAAUAGAUAUAUAUACACACACACACAUUUUGAAGUUCUGCAUUUGUCAUGCUGUGCAAUUCUGCUGUGAGAUCUGCCAAGACCAGGAAGUGACACAGCCUUUAAAGAUGCUCUGUUAAGUCUGCUGUAGUGGCUAUGGUUCCAAGAGGGCCCUGGUGCACACACAGUGUAAUUUCUCAAACCCUUUUAACAACUUACCUAUGUUCCCUAAGUGCCCGUGCCUGCAGGCCCUGCAUUCAAAUUUAUUUAUUUUAAGAAUCUGGAAAGCUUUACUGAGCUCCACUGGAAACAUCCAGCUUUUCGUGCAGAAAGAGGCCAGGUUUCACUCUUGUAUCAGGGACAUCCAGGGAAGUUGUCAUACUGUUCUAAAAUUAUUUUGUCAAAUUACACUGUGAGGGCAUCAGGGCACUCCUUGCAGCAUUACUACAGCAGGCUAUGAAGCAUCUUCCUUUAACUCACAAUAGCAUUGCAGAGCUUAUCCCAUAAAUGCCUGAUUGCUAAAGGAGUCUGGGGAGAUUUAAUUCCAUUGUCCGUUUUCCAUUGCAGAAUAGUGCCAUGCAAGAAAUAAGUGAUGACAUCCAUAUAAAAUAUAACUUGAGUGUAAAAGGAAAAGAUUGCCGUUUUGAAGUGAGGGGCAGAAAGGCUGGACAUACUGAGUAAAACUAUUAAACUGAAUAGUAGCAAUAAGAGACAUAGCAGUAACCUAGCCUACACUUUACACCUAACAGAAAUUAACUGUAUUCAUUUUACAGUCACCCCUCGCUAGUUGGGCAUUGAGAGAAUUUUGCAUGCUGACAAUUUGUUACUUAGCUGGCUUUAUCACAGUUUGUUUUUCUAUUAAAUUUGCAAAAAUAUAUUCUACCUUCAUUAGCCUUUCAACAUAAUAUAUUAGGGAAUAGAAACUGAAGAACGAAGAGGCUUAAAUUUGUAUUGUUUAUCAAGCUCACAGCAGCAAGCUGUAGCAAGUGGGCUAUUAGUUCAUCCAGUUAUGUCUAGUCGUUUGGUUCCUAUAAGUCUAAUGAUUUAGGUUUAUUCCUUUUGCAGUGUUUUUGUUACGCAUAUUUUAUAUCGGGGUUGAGGGGGGUCUUUUUUUUAUAUUUAUUAAAUCAGAGUUUAUAAAAAAAAAAUUUCCCAUACUAAAUAUAAAUCCGUAGACAUUCGUCACACUAGGCAUCAAAACCACAUCAGCUUAGUGUAGUGUCCAUAGGUACCAUCACAUGGUUUUUGUGUUUAGAAAAGGUUUGGCUAAAACCAGGAUCUCCCUGGCAAAAUUAGUUCACCCUCUCCCACCAGAUUUAUUAUUGAAUUGUUUAUAACCGGGACCAGACUGAGAGCAUUGGUGGUAGACUAGUCCUGUGCUCUUAACUGGCCAGUUUGGGCAAAAUUGAUACUUAAAUAUACUGCCCAUUAAAUGAUAAUUGAACUUUUAAAAACAAGCAACUCUUGUAGCAUGAUAUAGUGGUUAUGGUGCUUGGAGUGUUCCUAAAACACUGUCUGUCUGAAAGAGUGCAUAUUCUGCAGACUCCUGACCAGCACUAAAAUAUAUUUACUUAUAUAUAUAAAAAAAAAAAAAGAGAGAGUAACUGUAGUCUGCUGACUUCGCCUUAGUUUUAUGAAAGGAGAUAACAGACGUAAUUGCAGUGGUAGGUAGCCGUAUAGCUGGAACGCGUUUUCCAAAAUGCUGCAGUUAUAAGCAAUUGGGUGCAGGGAAACCAUGAGUGGGCCUUUCUUUGACCAAUAUCCUAUGCAAAAAGCAUAAGUCGUUAUAUCUUUCUAUGUGUAUGUACUCUAUAUACUUUUAAAUAAUGCAGAGUUUAUUAUUUACACUUUGCUCUGUCACCUUACAUGACAUUGUAAUCCAGCACCAUGAAGGAUCUAUAGGUAAAACGUUGCAUAGUUCCUUAGUGUAUGAAAUCUGAUCUAAUCUAGCUAUCUCUCUAGCUACCUGACUGUCUUGGAACAUGUCCGGGAGUUUAACUGUCUGUUCCUUACAUUCCAACACCACUCACUCCCUUUUUUUAUGAUGCCGGUUUGUUAAUAUGGAGCAUAGGGCACAUUCCUUUCUAACAGAAACACACACCUGCCAUAUUUACAUCUUACUGCAUUUCUAUCACAUUUGAUUUUUGGGUACGUAGAGGCAGAAUAAAAUAUUUGGGAUAAAUAGUGAUUCAGUUCAGGUAUUUUUAAUGUGAACCUGUUCUCUGAAAAGGUGACUAGGUUCAUAAUACAAUAUAUUAUGUAGAGGGUUUUGUUCAUUAAAAUUUCUACCAUAACACUGUAGCCUGCUGAGAGCACCCAUCUUCUUUUCCCUAGGUGCUGGGGGGAGAGGCGGUCUGUCACUAGCUUGCCCCGUGCACUCACAGCAGAUGCAGAGUUUGCACAGAACUCCCAUUAGACAAACUAGAAGUCUUGUUCCGCGCUGGCUAAUGACACCCCAAUGAUGUUGUCAGAAGUGGGGUUUCACCUCCGCAGCAGAUGGGUUAAACUCUGUUUGUUCAGCGUUUCAUAGUGAAACACUGCACAUACAGACUCCAAUCACAAUAACCACUUAAGAUCAGUGAAGAAGUCAUGGUGCUUGGAGUUCUCAUUUACAUUGAUAUUUUUGGGGGUGCUCAUUAAUUUGGUGUUGCCACAGGUUUAUCAAGUAGUUUUAAUUCAAGUAUCAAUCAAUAAGAGAGAAAUGGCUUUCUUGAUGUGUUAAUAAAUCUUAUCUGGAGUCAUUGUUAUCACUUAGGGAACCUAUAGUCCUGAAAAUAGCAAUAGUAUUUUUGGGGACUAUUGGUUCCCUCCUAUUGCUGUCAUCACUGCCCAUUCCCCUUUGCUGCUUAAAAUUAAAAUUCUAUAAAAACUACUUACUUUUUUCCAGCACACACUGUAGAUGUGUUGGUGCUUGAAGUCUUUCUGUAACUUGUAUUUUACAUUCGUCAUUUUUCCCUUUUGUCUUUGGUUUGCUUUUACAGAUUGUUGGGAAGACAUUCUAUAAGGAAAUUGCUUAUACAAACACUCCAGGCACUGUAACAUCAUCAAAUGAAGUUGUUUUGGUGCCAGGAUGUCACUUGUGCUGGCUCACCUUAAGGGGUUAAACCAUUCUCGCAAUAUAUAUAUAAAAUCCAAAAUGUAAAAGAGAAUUUUAGAAAGAGAAGUGAAGGAUUAAUUGGAAACAUGUUGUGAAGGCCACAUGUGCAGACUUUUCCUGUGCAGAAUGUCAACACGUAACAAGAAAGUAAAAUAUCUUGGCAAACUGCAGAAUGGCUUUAAAUAUGAAUUUUAUUUUUUUUUGCUUUAAAAUCAGCUAGGAUAAUUAAAUUAAUGCACGUUUAUGGAUAUAAUGCUGCUCCCACCUAUCUAUCCUCCCUUAUACACAAGUAUGUCCCGUCUAGGCCCUUACGAUCUGCUGAAGACUUACGUCUAUCUUCUGUCCGUACUCCCACCUCUGAUGCUCGCCUCGAGGGCUCCACCGUUGCUGUGGAACUCGCUUCCCUCCUCCGUUAGAUGCUCACCCAGUUUCCACUCCUUCAAAAAAUCAUUAAAAACCCACUUCUUCAUAAAAGCGUAUCAAUUAAACUGUUAAUAGCUCCCGACUGAUUCCUCUUCUGCAACUGUCACUAGUCUAAUACUAUCCUUACCUUUUUGUGUCACUUUACACCCCACUCCCUCUAGCAUGUAAGCUCAUUGAGCAGGGCCCUCAACCCCUCUGUUCCUGUGUGUCCAACUUGUCUGGUUACAACUACAUGUCUGUUCGUCCACCCAUUGUAAAGCGCUGCGGAAUUUGACGGCGCUCUAUAAAUAUCAUAAUAAUAAUGAUGUAUAUCUAAUUGCAUGAAAUGCCAUUUAAUUUAUCUGUAAGUUAUGGUUUUAUUGACUUCAGAAAAUAUGUAAUGUUUAAUUUGUACAGAUUUUCAGAAAAGUCUUCUGUUCAUUAAUUUUUCUGCAGCAAAACCAUAUCCUAUUUUGAUUUUGGUUUGCUAGUGUGUAGGCUGCAGGGGUCUUUUACUGUUAUCAGGCAUGCAUACUCUUUCUCCUAUACAUAUAAUUACUUGUUCAAUGUUUUGUUUAGGCGUUGGCCCGUGGUGUCUGUUGAGAAGAGUCUAAAAAGACUUUAGUCUCAUGUCCACUCCCAAGCUUUCACCAGGUUCUUUAUAAAAACGUGUCCACACCUUGUUAAUCAAAUUGAACUCCCACCAAAGGUGAGACCGAGAGAAAGCAGGAUAUAAUCUUGACAGGUGUAAUGCUAGCCUUUAAUGUUAGUCUAGUGAGAGUUUAGACGUUUCUAUAAUUUCAGGGUGUGUGUAAUAAGUCUGGAGAGGUUCAGAGCUUAUAGACUUUUACCAGUACUUCCAAGUAGAGAAAAAGUUGCGCCAAUUAAUAAAUAAAUAAUUUUAUUAUAAAAUGUCUAAUAUUCAGCAAAAAUGUGGAAUACUAAUUUUUAGAUUGGAAACUAUUUUAGUUUUGCCUGGAGUAUCCCUUUAAGAUAGCUCACCUACCCCUCCUUUACCCUGUGUGUUGCAAGCUGGGAAGGUUGCCAAUAGGUGUGUAUUUAAAUGCAUAGUUUGUGUGAUGCCGUAACCUUUGCUCUGUAUUUAUAUCUACGCAUGUACAUGUGGCUCAGCGCCUGAGACUUCUGCUUGCCGAACUGCUUGAUCCCAGUCCGUAUCUGUCUAACUCGCAGAACUUCGAUUAGGUCACUAUCUAAUCAUUCACAUUUAUAGAUUUAUGAUUUAAGAAGAAACUGUGUGAUUGUGAUGAUCUGUGUAUACCAACUAACAGGUAUUAAAAAUUAUGUGUUUUGUAUAGAAAAGCACUACACUUUUAUUAUGUUCAUUGGAGCUGAGCAGAUUGACAGGUAAAUGUCCUAAUAGUUGUCUUGAAAUGUAUGGUGUCUUAAUGUAACUUUCAAUUUCUUUUAGGGGGUUUUAGAGCAGGGGAUGCCAAAAGGUAAACCCCAUCCCACACAGUUAAUAUUUUUGACUGUAUUUUAAUAUCUUUGAUUGUGUUUGUUUUUAAUUAUUUGAGAUCACUGAGGAAGUUAUUUUAUGAAUGAAACACGUAGGAUCUGGGCUCAAAAAUAAAUUGUUUAAACUUUAUUUUAUAUUUUUUUAUUCUGGUAUAAUACAUACUUUUAUACUUACCUGGAUUCCUGACUCCUCUUGGUUCCUGGAUUUAAACAUCAGUGACAGUGAGCAGGUCGGUGUAGCCCCUCAUUACCAUCAGGGAAGGCACCCUCAAGGUGAUAAACUACACAUUCUGUGGAAUAAGUGUGUCACUUUAUUUAUUUGUAACAGUAUCACACUGUUUUGUUGAUCUAUUCUUUUCAGAUUAUACAGCUGUAUCCCAUUUCUCUUUCUAUAUACAUACUUUGUUGUUUUGGUUACCUUGGGAAGUUGUUGACUAUUUUCUGUUAAAUUCACCGAGCACUUAUUGUGAUAUAAGGAAGUAAAUUGUUUUUGUUAUGUUGUACACAGCUAAUGCUAAGGCUGUCAGAGCAUCAUGAGAGUUGUAGUACUAUAUCAGCUAGGGAACAACCUUUGGCCACCCAAUCUCUGAGCAAUUCCUAGGAAAUAAAAGGACUCUAUUUAGAAUAUGAUGGCAUGCUAUUGUUUCUUUACUGUUUUGCAUAGUCUUACUUUAUCUAACUUCCAUCUCCAUUUAUGAACCUGAACCCUGACUUUUUUUAUUUAUUCAAGAAUGUUUGAAAAACUUGCUAUUUAAUUAGUUAAAGGAGCAUUAUGGUGCCAGGAAAACAAACUCUUUUUCCUGGCACUAUGGGGUCCCACUGGGCUGAAGGCGUUAAAACUUUCCUAUGGAUGUCAGCGUCUUCUCACUGUGAUUUUCACACAGAGAAUCGUGGAAGCGGCCUCUAGUGGCUGUCAGGGAGACAGCCACUAGAGACUGGAUUAACCCUCAAUGUAAAACAUAGCAGUUUCUCUGAAACUAUGUUUACAGCUGCAGGGUUAAAACUAGGUGGACCUCGCACACAGACCACUUCAUUGAGCUGAAGUGGUCUGGGUGCCUGUAGUGGUCCUUUAACUUAAAGGACAACUAUAGUGCCCUAAGGGUGCCCCCACCCUCAGGGUCCCACUCCCGUGGCGCUGAAGGGGGAGGAAGGGGUCCCAUGGCACUGGGACUCUCCUCCCUCUUCUGAUGUCCCUGGCAUGUGCGGCAAGAGCCGCGUGCACAUUCAGCCAGUCCAUAGGAAAGCGCCUCUAGCGGCUGGCAAUGAGACAGCCACUAGAGGCUGGAUUAACCCAUAGAUAAACAUAGCAGUUUCUCUGAAACUGCUAUGUGUACUGCAGAAAGUGUUAAACCUAGCUGGACCUGGCACCCAGACCCCUUCAUUAAGCUGAAGUGUUCUGGGUGCCUAUAGUGGUCCUUUAAUUGCAAAGAAUGCUUAAAGCACACUGUUUACUUGUUUUUCCUCCUACUAUAACAUUGAUUUGAAUUAUGAGCAUGCUGGGGAUAUGCUCCAUUUUUUAAAUAGCACCUAAUAGUAACUGAGUGGUGAUUUCCUAUGGUAUGUUAUUAACAGUAUUGUUGAAAAGAGGCUUAUUCACUUCCAUACUUACAAGCACACAGGAGCUAGCUAAUGACUGCUCAAUAAGAAUGUUGGUCUCUAACCACUGAGAUGCAAUUAAACACUGCAUAUCCCAUUGCAAGAAGCUGAUUUUGUAACCAUUAGGAGCGUAUAUAGAUGAGGAUGUAGAAUUGUGUAUGUCAUCAUCUACAAUUAACUUUGCCAGUGUUCUAAUUAUUGUCAUUUUUAUUACUUUUUUUUACAUUUACGUACAUUUUAUAUUUACACAUUUUAAAUUGAUAUUUUGAAUGUGUUUUGUCAUUUGACUGAUCUAUAUAUAUAUACCCAGUAUCACAUGUGAUUUUUGUCAUGCAUCCUGUUGGAAACACUACAUUUGAAUAAAAACACUAAAUAAUAAUUGCAAAAAAAGUGUUUUGUUUCAGGUUUAUGCUAAACCAGAUAAUUUUGUUGAAUUUGUAGAAUUGUGAGUGAAUUUAUAAUGUGAGCUGAAAGCACAAAAUUGUCUCUUCUUGCUGCCAAACUAUCUGCAUUAGAAAACUAAAUGAAAUACCCUUACAAUUAUCACGGGAAUCACUAGCCUUUAGCUGCACUGUUACAAUAGGACACAUCAUCUCUGGCAAGAAUAGGGGAUUUAUGAAAGUCCAACUCCUGAGUUUACAGACUGAACUACAUACACUGUAAGGGUAGACAAUCCAGAGGAGUGAGGUUUGAUUAGAGAAACUGUGAUUGUUAGGCGUUCUUAGGACAUGUUGGCAGGCCAUCAUGUCUAGUGGAAUUUUAUGUUGUUUUUUUACAACAUGCAGGCUGUAAUUAGACAUAAAGUAGUAGCCGCUAUUAAACUCGAAAGAAUGUGGUGGUUGUGUGUGAGGACAGGGAGUUGGGUCAAAGGUAGUAGGAAAAAGGUGGGGUGCCUGAAUACAUUCAUAGUCUUUGUGACCAAGAACAGGAAAAAAAGAGUGUAAUUAGUUUGCUGUUGAAAGGACGUGCAAGAUUGCCUAUUGUGUGACUUGAAUUAGAAUUCACAAUUCAGCCUGGAGAUCUUACUGUUUCUGUAUGUUUGUACAAACCAGCCAUUAGUACAGUAGUCUUUAACGCCUCAGUCACAACCUCAUUUGUUCUCUCUUGUAUUUUUUUUUGGGGUGCCCAUGGGUUGGACUAAGCACAUAUUAUUCAUCUGUCCCUAGGUACUUUUGUGUCUAAAAUGUUCUGCUGAAUUUAUUUUAGUAGGAUCCCAGUAGGAUUUUGGUCAAUUGAAGAAUAGAUCACUGAGCUAAUUAUACUGUUGGAGAAUUGGUCAUCAAGCAAAUUCCUUAUACAACCCUGUCAAAAGAAUCUGCCUAUCAAAACAAUAUUUGUGUGAUUAGAUGCAUUCAUUUUCUUGAAAUGGGUCAUACAUUUUUAAAGCAUCAUAAUCACUUUGCCUCAUUGCAAACCACCAUCACAAAUCAUGUUGGCGAGUGGACCACAAAAGCAGUGAUAUGCCACUAUGGUGUCAUUCGGAUUGCAAAACAGACUCUGAAUACCCUAAACUGAUUUUGAAGUUCAACUUGUCCGAACAGCUGAAAUCAGGAUCCAAACAUUAAAAGAAUGCUAAUUUUAGCAGCCAGUGGCCAAAUAGAAAAACAAAAUGGCAGUGCAAUGAUUACGUAUUAAGGCUAGCCAUUCGCCAUAGUCAAAAAUAACCAAUAAACAUAAUAUAAAAGCCUAUGUGGUAAAUAUUUGACUCCCAUCUAUAUAAUCAGAUGUAAUAGUAGUGGGACAGUUACUGUCCCAGCAAUGUUAGAGUUAAAAGAUUAGAGGAAAACAACACAGUGCUCCAAAGCAAUAGAAUUUCCCAGUGGUGUUACCUGUGUAUCAAGGAGCUUUAAAGCUGUAAUCUCCGUGUUUGUAUGUGGCGUGCCUGUAUAAAUGUAAUAUGUGCAGCCUUCAUUAUUUCAGUAGGUCUGUUCUUUGCAGUUAUUGGUAGCCCCCUAUGUUUCACUAUGGCACUUCUGUGACCCCUGUAUAUAUCGUCAGACUCCACUGACUAAGGGACACUUUAAAACUAUUACCCAUGUAAUGCAGUGAACAAUACGGUUUCAGGUGUCCUUAUAGACAUGUCUUCUGACACCCAUGAUUCUUAUAAUGAACAAAGCAAUAUAAUGCCCAGAAUGUCCUCUAGUAAAUAGAGUCUAAACCAUUCAACCAAGGUGAACACAGCAUUUUUUAUAAAGACUGCAUGUUUCGCAAAUGUCUGUUUAACCCCUUAAGGACACAUGACAUGUGUGACAUGUCAUGAUUCCCUUUUAUUCCAGAAGUUUGGUCCUUAAGGGGUUAAAGUCCAAUGGAUGAUGUGUUGUGUAACUAGGUCUUCCAGUGAAAGUAUUGUUUUGCCAUAUGAUAAACUUUAGCAUGGUGAUCUCUUGACAGUUGUAAAUAGUUGCCAAACAAGAUCGAUUGAUGGCUAGCAAGAAACAGAAAGGACAACAAUAGUGGUUUUGUUUUUAUUAGGAUGGGCUGCCAUAUGAAUCAUCUGUUAUUUUUUUUUUUUUUUUUUUUCCCAAGGCUAUUACUUUUAUGAUGAAUCCUCAAAAUGUGUUUUGUUCCUAUCAAAAACAAAAUAUUAAUGCUACACCAUAACACUGUCAAUCUUAAAAGAACAUUGUAGUGUUAAGAAUACAUACAUGUAUUCCAAACAUUAUAGUGCUGGAGUAGCUGUUCAGGUCACUGGUUCCCCUUGGAUGGGGAGAUAAAAGGUUGGCCCCACCUAAUGACUGCGAUAACCUUAAUCAGUCUUGAUGAUCUCAGCCAAUCCAAUGCUUUUCCCAUAGAAAAGCAUGGGGUGGCAAUUGCACAUGCACAGCAAAACACCACGCUGCAUUCCCAGCGCUACAAUGCAUCCCCAUUGGGAUCGUUCACUGUCUCCAUACAGAGCCGCACAGAAAUAGGAAGCACCUCUAGUGGCCGUCUGAGUGACUGCACCUAGAUGUUUUAAUAGGCAGCAAUGUAAACACUUUAACUAAUUCGGUGAGUUAAAAUGCUUAUAAUGCUUUACAUUGGAAAGUCUGCAGGGACAUGCUUUAAACACCAUAACCAAUGGAUUGAGCUGUUUCGGUUCUGGUGACUAUAGUGGCCCUUUAAACUUUCGUUUUGUAGAGAUCCAAAUGGCUUGCAUGGCAUUAAAGACUAAUUUUAAGUGCCCCCUCCAACUUGGUAACUCGUUUAAUUCUAUGAAAAACUUAAUGGAGCUUUUUUCCAACAGUAUUGUGAUACAUAAACAAAUUCUGCCAAUACCAUCAUUAGACUCUUCCCAGUGGCAAAUGGGACCUCUGCCGUUAGGGAGGCAGUUCUGCUUCAAAAAGCAGGGAAGGAAGAUAGUACAAUAAUCUUACUCCUGAGCGGGGGUUAACCCCUAGUGCAACGAAAUGCACCAUAAAACUAAACAAUAAGGAAGGGAGACAGGAGAAGGGACAGGAUGAAUGAUAGUGUCCUGCAGAGUGGUAGUUGCCUCGUUAUAGAGGGGGUGACCUUAGAAUAGGUUGGGCUCGGGGAGAUCACAAAAGAGGAAAGAUAAUUAAAACUUCACUUUUAAUGUAAAUAGUUAAAAGGGGGGGUAUACAAACAAAUUUUAGUUCAAAUAACUGUUGUAAGAAAUCCUCAAGUGAUACCGUUACACUGCCUGUUAACAGAAUUAAAUGCCACUGUGGGAACAACCGCUACAAUUUAGUAGUGUCAACAAUGUAUCGAUAUACCAGUACCCGGGCUCAAGGAAAAAUAGCGGAGUCCCAGUGAGCUGCACUGAAGCUGUUAACAAAGCUGAUCAUGUUUACCGAAACUGCAGUGUCUGGACUCCAAAACAAGCUUGAGAGUGCCAGUGUACUGCAGAAAAGAGCAUCUCAAAAAUGAUGACAGGGUCCUGAGUUAAAGACUGUGAGAAAUAGCAUCUAGAGGUAUGUGCACGCGGGAGUACCUGCAGUAUAGUAACUAGGAGGUGCAAACUGCAAGAUGUUGCCUGGUAGAUUCUGCAGGAACUGGCUUAAUAACCCACAAGCCAUGGGUAGAGAGAGGUUAACUACCAAAACACUGGAAAUCCUAGUGUUAUGGUAUGUGCAGGCGGGAGUACCUGCAGUAUAAUAACUAGGAGGUACAAACUGCAAAGAUAUUGCCUGGUAUAUUCUGCAGUAACUGGCUAAAUAACCAACAAGCUAUGGGUAGAGAGGGGUUUAACUACAAAAACACUAGGAAUCCUCCUAUGCUUGUGGUCCCUAAGUACUUGUGCCUUCGAGAGCACCCCCAUAGCCAAAAGCCUACAAUCUCCUAUGGAAAUACAAAUAGAAAAUUUCCCACCAAUACUGCUACAAUGAAAGAAGUGAGCUGGAAAUGCCUAGACUUUGUAGGCUGCUUCAAGUGCUGCUGGGUAACGGCCGAGCCGAUGCCAAUAGAAAGCUCUAAUUGGUAUGGUAAGUAAAGAGGUGAAACGCGCGUCAGGGGAAACAUCACUGGCGCUAUCCACCAGUCACUUUACUAAGAGUGACCUGUCACUUCACUAAGAUUGACCUCUUUACUUACCAUACAAAUUAGAACUUUCUAUCGGCAUCGGCUCGGCCGUUACCCGCACUGGUCAUCGUAAUCACAGGAAGCUCUUUGUCUGACGCAAUGGAGGUGGGGAGCAGACCCCAGAAAAGCCGUAAAACCGUGGUAAAACAGUUUGACUACUUACAAUGGGAGUGACCCAGAGAACUCCUGGCACUAUAACCACUACAGUGUACUGUAGUGGUUAUGGCGCUUUAUUUUCCUUGAAGUGCAUCCACUUUACUAAUUGAGUUGGUUUCUUAAUGUAUAUAUAGCAUAGUCACAGCUUUAUCUAUCAAGAUUGUAGUGGAUCAACCGGGAAUUGUCAAAUACUUAAACGUUUGUAAAAUAUGUGUGUAACCGAGAGAUAGUUAUUGUAUAAAUGGUUCCAGAGGUUAAUGUAAAAUGUUUCAUAAAAAAAACAAAGGUAUCUCCACUAUGCUCGUGUAAAGAAGUGUGUGGUUUGUUUUGGUUUGUAUUUAAGUUUUAAGAAAUGGAAAAACGAGAGCAUAAAAAGUAACAAUAUUUUUUUUGUGUAUUUUUACAGCUAUGUGGAGGUAGAACAGGGGUUUGUUAAACCACUUGUCUCCGCCGGUAUGUAGGUUGCAGUUUGGAACAGCUGUAGUACUGGGUACAUUCUUGGUGGAGAAGGUCAAGGGCAACUUUGUGGUUCUCUGUCUUAUCUCAAUAGGACAAGCAGUCUCACUAGGGCUUGAGAUGCAGAGGUCCUUGUUGGUUUAGCAAAAAAUGAUUUGGACAAACCGUGUUGUACCAGUGAGAAUCAUUAAUUUAAUGGAAGAGAUAUGGUUGCUUUUUUAAUUGAUCCAAUCUGAACCAAGUACCCUUCUCACAUUUCUGAGCACUGAAAGACUCCUAACACAGAUUUGAAGUUGUAAUUUGUAUCCUUGUAGACCAAAUGUAAUUCUGGAUACAACGUACCCAAAUGUGUUCUUUUAGUGGACAAUUGAGCUAUUUUGUCCCCAGUGAUAAUUAUCAUAGAUUUUGAUUCUCUUUUAAUGUGGGAGCACAUUCACUGGAAUUUGUAUUUCUCUGCAGCAAGUUCUUUUAUUAGUUUAUAAGACCUAGUAAAACAUAAUUUUUAGAUUUUAUUUUUUUUCUUUGUAGUAGUUUUCUGGGAAAUAAAUCGUUGUUGUUCAUCUGGUAUGCAUACCAUCACUAGGAGACUUUGUAAGCACGUCUGAACUAGGAAAAGUAAAACGAUCAUGCAUUUAGUAACCUAUAGCACAAAAUCUAAUAAUUGCCAGUUCAGUCUUCUGCCCUGGCACUUUAGCCAAGAGCAAUUGGGUAACCACCCAUCCAGGCGGUGUGGAGUAACAGUAGUAGACAGGGAGGGAGCUUUUGGUGCUCCAGAAGCUGAAAUGUAAUUAAGGUGGCCCAUGCCUUCCUCCAUUCUAAGGAGCCAGACAUUACCUGCAGUGGAAGAAGCAGCUGGUGGUGCUGGAAAAAGUCCUACUGCAGACUUUGAACUUAAUGUGGAAUAUCCUCACAUGCAUGUGAAAUACUGUAUCCAAUCAGUGGGAGACGUAAAAGACUUGACACGGACAUACUAUCUCAUAUCAACCAACCACCUGCGUGUGACAACCUUCUGCCUUCAAUAUAAACUCACAGUAUUAGCCAAUCUGAACAUUCACCUAGCCUGCAAAUGGUCCACAUGGGAAAUUCCUGCAUCAAAGAGAGCAAGCACUGGUAACAGUAUGAGGAUCAAUCUGUUGCUACGGAGCCGCCAUGGAUAUGAGAAAAUGCUUAGUUCGUUGGAAAGGUUUUAGACAGUGGAAGUCUAACAAGGCCCCACUUGUAUCUGAGAAUGCAGGAAGAUUGUCCAUCCAGGCAGCUCCUGAACUCCAUAAACACACAACUCCGUGGAACAAACAAGCUGAUAAGCCCAAACUAGUAUACAAAUGUCAAUCACUAAGAUUGGUGCAGUCCCUCACUUCCGCUUUUGAACUAUCAUUUAAAGCAGGGUGGAUAAAAUUAGCGGAUUAUUAAAAAAUAAAUAAAUAAAUAAAAAUCUGUUUUCUAUUUAAGAUGCAGUGUUCUCCAACCCAGUCCUCAUGGAUCAUCAAUGGUCCAGGUUUUGUCCGUAUUGGAAUAAAACAGGGAAAUACUUCAAUCCUGGACUGUUGGUGGUCCAUGAGGACUGUGGUGGAGAACACUGGUCUAAAGGUUAUUUGCCAUGAAAUAUGGUUUAAAUAUGGAGCAUGAGGUUGUAUAAUAAUGCAAUAUUUUAUAUUUUUUGGUAAAUUAAUUCCAUUCAUGUAAGUUGUUAAUUGAACUUGUCGGCACAUGCACUUUUACAAUGAUGUGGUUUGUUUUUUUUAAGUUUUUUUUUAAAAGACCUUAUUCCAAUUGAUAUUCUGUAAAUAUAUGUACACAAAAGGAACACUAUUAAUUUAAGUUGUUCUCCAGACAUGAAUGAUUAACCUAUGAAAUAGGAGAUCACCUUGAAAUAAUGUCAUCAUUAUCUAUCUGUGGAUUUCUGGCUAUUAUUCAUUAACUGAAAAUUUCUCUACAGUAUUUAAGUAGAACCUAAAUAUUUAUAUGUGUACAUUAUAUACUACACUAUGAGUUUUUUAAUGACUUAUCGGUCCUGGUGUGCUUUAAUUGGUGGUAAUUGUAUUUGUAUGUCUGUGUGUACUUUCACUUACAUUCAGAACCAAAACUAUUUUAUUCAACCGUUUUUCUCUUUUUUUUUUUUUUUUUUUUUCUUCAGAUUAAAACACAAAAACAACCAAAAUGGCAGAAGCCCACCAAGCUGUGGCAUUUCAGUUUACAGUUACUCCAGAUGGCAUUGAUCUUCGCCUGAGUCAUGAAGCACUUAAACAGAUCUACCUCUCAGGGCUGCGGUCCUGGAAAAAGAAGAUGGCUCGGCUUAAGGUAAGAGGAACAUUUUAGUGGUUAUGGUGCAAAAAACCUUUGAGCACCAUCAUUUAUUAUUAUUCAAACUGUUUUGCAGCAGUUUAACAACUAACAGGACUCCUCCUGGACCCAACAGAUCAUGGCAUCUUCAGCUGCUUUUACAAUGCAGAAUUUAUACUUUUGCCUUUAUUAGUUUAGCCCUCCCCUAGCUCACAGCUAAUCAUUGCCAUCCAGGGUGGACAGAAUUCAUACGGUUAAUUAAAAAGAAAAAGAAAAACCCAUGUUAUCAAAGUGGUUAAAGACUUGUCUAGAGUUUACAGUGAUAUUUCUUUGUCAAACCUCUCUAAAAUUGUCUGACAAGAAAUAGGACAGUUCACAGACUGUUCGUACCUUAAUCUCUAAACUGAACUGUUACAGUGCUUGUAGAGUGUCCUUAUGUAAAGACCUUUAAUCUAUAUAUUGUUUACAAGCAGUUUAUCCACAAAUAUGAAUACACAUAGGAAUAUAUUGAAGUUUACCAUUUCAUUUAUUUGGCAUUAAGGUUGGUUAUAAUUAGUACACACUCUCAUUAGUUAGUCGCCGUGCACACACUCAUUAAUCUCUCGUACAGAGGGAACUUGCUGGCAUUUUGGAUCUGGACUGCCUGUACAGGUGGGACUAGUCUGAUAUGCUUCAGAUAUGUUUUCUCUGUAAUGGCACAAGUUGAGCUAAAACUGGCUUGAGAUCUGAAUGGGGACCCACCAAAGGGUGGGCUAAUUGAGCUGUUGUCUGUUCUCACCUCACUUGCUACUAAUUUUUUACGCUCAUGAGUUAGUUGCUGUACCUUGCCCAUUCAAUGACUGUUUGCCAUUCAGCAUUAUUAAAAGACUGUUUUGCUUGUUUUUGUUUUGGUGGGGGGGUAAGUUGUACGGUAAUUGUAAUAUUUAACUUUAUUUUAUUUGUUUCGUGUUUUACAGAAUAGUUUUAUCACGGGAGUUUAUCCUGCUAGCCCCUCCAGCUGGCUUUUCGUGGUGAUUGCCAUUAUGGGGACCAUGUACGCACGUGUGGAUCCAUCCAUGGGAAUGAUUGGAAAGAUCAAGGAACAUCUACCAGUGAGGUGUGUAUUGAUAUGUUUUGCUAUCCCUCCUACAGUGCAAUUGUACACAUACAGAAUUCUUGUAUGGAUAGUGUUCUAAGGAAUGUAUUUUGUAUGGAAACUUCAGUUUAGUAUAAUUUUAUUUCUGCCCUCUAUUUAACAUGUGCAGUUUGCAUAUGGUCUUCAUCAUUAACUCUGCCUGCUAUAGAAGUUACAUUACAAGCAUGGGAACCUACUAUUUACCAUUUUUUCUCUGUCACAGUUCCCAGCAUUUGUGAUUCACAUUAAGGGAAACCCUAAUUCUCUUGGGGUUGCCAGCGUUUGUACUUUAUAUCUUGAAGAUUUUUAAGUGAUAAUGUAUUUCGACUCUUGAAAACGUGAGAGCGCUUUGUCAUUUCAUUUUGUAUCUUCAAGUUCUGUAGCAUGCAUUUCAACAAAGCACGCUAUUGAUUGCUGUGUGACUAACUGAACAGUAAAACACAGGAUUUUAACUGCUCUAAAACACUAAUCUCUUUAAUAGUUGAAGUGAUGUGGCAAGUUUAGUUGAACUGAGUGGGAAAAGUCUAAUCGCAGAGACACUCCUCUUGCAAUUUUAUUUCUACUGUACAGCCUUUAAGUGGGGGGGCCAUGUGAGCCAUGCCACAGAUCGCUUUGCUAUUCACUUUCAGCACAGUAGAUUACAGGAAAGAAGGAACAAGAACACUACAAACACACAUCUUUUCCCCUUGUAAACCAGCAAGGAUCAGCCCUGUGCCCUCUCAUUAUCCCCCAUUCCAUGACAAUAUGCAUGUAGUUCCUCGGGCGCUCACACCGCAAUAUGCAUGUACAGGUCCCUCCACAACAUUCUUAUACCCCUGUGAACAAUGUCUUUUAAUAUUGAUCUUUGUUUAACUUUUCUGAUGCGAUGACUGAAGAAUCAUUGCAGUUUUGCCAGUUUAUUGCUUUUAAUGUAGAAUCUCAGUUGUGUUGAGAUGUAGAAGUCUGUUAUUCUACCUUCCCCUUUGAUUAAGGCUUCUGUUCUGCCUUUCCUUUGCAGUGGUUACCUAUCUCACCAGGGUCAAAGCAUCGUUAGUGCCCUGCUAUUCUCCACAGGUCUCUGGUUUGCUCUCAUCAUGACAAUGAGAUAUAUUCUGAAGCAGCUCCUGUCAUACCAUGGCUGGAUGUAUGAACAGCAUGGCAAGAUGUCUGCCACCACCAAGCUAUGGCUGGUAAUGCAUUCAAAUUAUUUAUUUAUUUUUAAUGAGGAACAAACAACCUCACUUUCUUUGCUAUAGUUCACUAGUAUAGAUUCUAGGAUUGUAUACCUGUGUGUUUUAUAUACAAAUCUGUGCUCUCCCAUGCUGUAUUGUAGGGCAAAACAUUGCAUUACACUGAAAGCCGCAAUAAGUUAUAUAAUAAAUAAAAUAUAUAUUCCUGUCUGCAAAAAAUUGUCUCAAAUAAUACAGCUUAUAAACUGUCAAUAUUUGUUUUAUAUGAGUUAUAUAUGUAUUUUAUUCAGUGUUUUGGUUCAGUAGUAACUUACUGCAUCAAUAUGUAGUAUCAGUGACCGUUUAAAAUUACAUGUACCGAGCAAUAGUUACAACAAGCCUUGUUAUUGUGUUUUUUCUUUACAGACUCUGGUAAAGAUUUUCUCUGGUCGGAAGCCAAUGUUGUACAGUUAUCAAGCCUCCCUCCCCCGGCUUCCCGUUCCAUCCACUAAGGAUACAAUGCAGAGGGUGAGUUUGUACUGGUUGAAUGAAAGCACAUGCAUUGAGGUAAAAUGACCAGGUCUGACCAAAAAUACUUUGCUACCUGGCUCCAAGAAUAUAAUGCUGUCCUCUCCUUCCCUCACUUGUGAAGAGAGAGUGAGAGAGACACACAAUUUUUUUCUAGCCACAUAGCAGUAAAUAAUUAGCCACCUUUCGCUGCCUUAUUAACCCCACACAGACAUACAUAACUAUCUUCUCACCUGACUAACAAUACACUCGCAUGCUUUUAAUUGGUUGCACAAAUACAUAACCAGCAGCAAUCACUGCUCACUUGCACAAAAAUAUACCCUUAUGCAUAUUUAAUUAGAAACACAUACUAACACACAUGCACACCUAUCUCAGUUUAUAAGCUGCAGCACACAAUCACAAAAUCACACAUGCACACAAAAUAUACAUACAUGCUUAAAGUGACUCUCCAGUGCCAGGAAAACAAACCGCUGUCCGGGCACUGCAGGUCCCCUCUCCUCCUAACCCCCAUCCCAAGUUGCUGUAGGGGUUAAAACCCCUUUAGUGACUUACCUGUAUCCAGCGCCGAAGUCUGUCGGCGCUGGGUCAGGGUCUGCCCACGCUCCUCCCCCGCCUACGUCAUCCUGCGGGGGAGACCCAUUGCGCAUGCUUUCAAUGCUUUCCUAUGGGGAUUUCAGCAACGCUGGAGGUCCUCGCAUAGCGUGAGGACGUCCAGCGACACUAUAGCACACUUUUCAGGAAGUGCCCUCUACUAGACAGCCACUAGAGGAGGAGUUAACCCUGCAAGGUAAAUAUUGCAGUUUAUGAAAACUGCAAUAAUUACACUUGUAGGGCUAAGGGUACCCAGUUGGUACCCAGACCACUCCAAAGGGCAGAAGUGGUCUGGGUGCCUGGAGUGUCCCUUUAACAGACCCGCUGAAUUAUAUUCUUCCUGUCAUAAUAAUGAUUUCCAAAGGAGCCAUAUUUCUAGGGGGCUGUGUGUAGUUAUGUCAUGACAUUUUUUAAAAAUGUUAAAUCCUUAAACAGGAGAAAGCGCUUCCAGAAAUAAGCUAGGCACGUGGGAAUUGAUGCAGACCCUAAAAUAUGCUUCGGAACACUUCUCAGUGGUAACUUUGGCAUGUUGAAUGGAAGCCAAAGUUAACAGUAGAGAGAUCUCACAAUGAGAAAAUGUAUUAUUUAAUCAAAUAAACUUAGAGGUUCAUCUUGUUAUGGUAAGCAGCCAUACUUUGUGAACCAUGAAGGCUGACUGUGCUGCCAACAGACACUCUAUGCUACUUCUCACUUGUGCUUUGCAAAUUGCACUGAUGCUGACAGUUUGCACUUCUUGCCUUAUCAACUGUCAGGAUAAGGUAAAUGCAAGCAAAUGAAACAUGUACGUGCAAAGAUACAUCUACUGUAUUUUCCGGCGUAUAAGACGACUUUUUAACCCUUGAAAAUCUUUUCAAAAGUCGGGUAUUGUCUUAUACGCUGGGUGCUGAAACCGGACUGGCGAAUCUGUGGGUAAUGUUAACAGGAUUGGUCGAGCUUUAAGUGGUUAAGUGGGGGUAGUUUAUACCGAGACAGCCUGGUCUAUGGGACGAGUGUACUAUAAUUGGACAGUCACACAAGGACGCUCUACUAAUGCGGAACUCUUUUCUUUUGCCUUUUUCCAUGUACCGGUAUAUGUCCAGUUAUAGUACACUUGGUCUGCCUACUCAGCUGACUAUAACCGAAGUUACCACAGCCAGCCAUUACGUCGCCGCAUAUGGUGGGGGGAGCUCAAAAACGGCCGCGGCCGCAUCCCCACCGUAUGCGGCGACCGUAUGAAAGCAGCAAGGGCGGUGCUGUAAAAGAAGCCCUUGUAUCCUAUUACCGUACCUCCUUCUCUGCCUCUUAGGUUUCGCACAGAUCUCAGAUCUGCAGUGAAGCGGCGCAGGCACGCAUGUGCGAGAUCUGAGAAGCAGAGAAGGAGGUACGGUAAUAGGAUACAUGGGCAGGCCAGACGAGUGAAAGAGGCGUGUUUGCCAUAGUCUUGGAGACAGGGAGGGCUGGGCUGGCAGGGGGAGGUGACCAAUCCAACCAAUCGCCGGUAAGAAACAUAGAAACAUAGAAACAUAGAAUGUGACGGCAGAUAAGAACCAUUCGGCCCAUCUAGUCUGCCCAAUUUUCUAAAAACUUUCAUUAGUCCCUAGCCUUAUCUUAUAGUUAGGAUAGCCUUAUGCCUAUCCCAUGCAUGCUUAAACUCCUUUACUGUGUUAACCUCUACCACUUCAGCUGGAAGGCUAUUCCAUCCACUACCCUCUCAGUAAAGUAAUACUUCCUGAUAUUAUUUUUAAACCUUUGUCCCUCUAAUUUAAGACUAUGUCCUCUUGUUGUGGUAGUUUUUCUUCUUUUAAAUAUAGUCUCCUCCUUUACUGUGUUGAUUCCCUUUAUAUAUUUAAAUGUUUCUAUCAUAUCCCCCCUGUCUCGUCUUUCCUCCAAGCUAUACAUGUUAAGAUCCUUUAACCUUUCCUGGUAAGUUUUAUCCCGCAAUCCAUGAACCAGUUUAGUAGCCCUUCUCUGAACCCUCUCUAAGGUAUCAAUAUCCUUCUGAAGAUACGGUCUCCAGUACUGUGUACAAUACUCCAAGUGAGGUCUCACCAGUGUUCUGUACAAUGGCAUGAGCACUUCCCUCUUUCUACUGCUAAUACCUCUCCCUAUACAACCAAGCAUUCUGCUAGCAUUUCCUGCUGCUCUAUUACAUUGUCUGCCUACCUUAAGUCAUCAGAAAUAAUCACCCCUAAAUCCCUUUCCUCAUAUGUUGAGGUUAGAACUCUAUCAAAUAUUCUGUACUCUGCCCUUGGGUUUUUACGUCCAAGAUGCAUUAUCUUGCACUUAUCCACAUUAAAUGUCAGUUGCCACAAUUCUGACCAUUUUUCUAGUUUACCUAAAUCAUUUGUCAUUUGGCUUAUUCCUCCUGGAACAUCAACCCUGUUACAUAUCUUAGUAUCAUCAGCAAAAAGACAUACCUUACCAUCAAGACCUUCUGCAAUAUCACUAAUAAAAAUAUUAAAGAGAAUGGGUCCAAGUACAGAUCCCUGAGGUACCCCACUGGUGACAAGUCCAAGCUUCGAAUAUAUUCCAUUAACUACAACCCUCUGUUGCCUGUCACUCAGCCACUGCCUUACCCAUUCAACAAUAUUGGAAUCCAAACUUAAAGAUUGCAGUUUAUUGAUAAGCCUUCUAUGUGCAACAGUGUCAAAAGCCUUACUGAAAUCUAGGUAAGCAAUGUCUACUGCACCACCCUGAUCUAUAAUUUUAGUUACCCAAUCAAAAAAAUCAAUAAGAUUAGUUUGGCAUGAUCUCCCUGAAGUAAACCCAUGUUGUCUCUGAUCUUGAAAUCCAUGUGUUUUUAGAUGUUCAUCAAUCCUAUCCUUUAACAUGGUUUCCAUCACUUUCCCCACUACUGAAGUAAGGCUUACUGGCCUAUAGUUGCCCGACUCCUCCCUAUUACCUUUCUUGUAAAUGGGCACAACAUUCGCUAACUUCCAAUCUUCUGGGACUACACCUGUUAACAAUGAUUGGUUAAAUAAAUCUGUUAAUGGUUUUGCUAGUACACCACUAAGCUCUUUUAAUAGCUUUGGGUGUAUUCCAUCAGGUCCCAUUGACUUAUUUGUCUUUACUUUUGACAGUUGAAAUAGAACCUCUUCCUCUGUAAACUCACGUGUAAUAAAUGACUCAUUUAUCCUUUUUCUCAACUGAGGUCCCUUUCCUUCAUUUUCUUCUGUAAAUACAGAACAAAAAUAUUCAUUGAGGCAGUCAGCCUGACCUUUAUCCUCUUCUACAUACCUUCCUUCUUUUGUUUUUAAUCUAACUAAUCCUUGUUUUACUUUUCUUUUCUCAUUUAUGUAUCUAAAAAAUGUUUUAUCCCCCUUUUUUACUGUCUGUGCUAUUUUCUCUUCUGUGUGUGAUUUGGAAGCUCUUAUAACUUGCUUAGCCUCUUUCUGCCUAAUCUUAUAGAUCAUUUUGUCUCCCUCACUCUGGGUUUUUUUAUAAUUCCUAAAUGCUAACUUUUUGUUUUUAACUAUUUUGGCCACAUCUGCGGAGUACCACAGUGGUUUCUUGAAUUUUUUGCUUUUACUGACAAGCCUAAUGCAAUUUUCUGUUGCCUUCAAUAGUGCAACUUUUAAAUAAUCCCAUUUCUCUUGGACUCCAUUUAAAUUGCUCCAGUCUGAUAAUGACUCCUCUACCCAUAUUCUAAUUUUAGAAAAGUCUGUUUUUCUAAAGUCUAAAACUUUUGUUUUUGUGUGGUGUGACUCAGUCACUGUUCUUAUAUUAAACCACACUGACUCAUGAUCACUGGAUCCUAAACUUUCACCUACAGUAACAUCUGAUACUAAAUCUCCAUUUGUUAACACUAAAUCUAGUAUGGCCUCUUUACGAGUUGGCUCCUCAACAACUUGUUUUAGAGACAAACCCAGUAGGGAGUUUAGAAUAUGUGUGCUCCUGGCACAAGUAGCUAAUUUUGUUUUCCAAUUUACAUCAGGAAGAUUAAAGUCACCCAUGAUGAUAACUUCCCCCUUCAUUGUCAUUUUAGCUAUUUCCUCAACUAGUAGAUUAUCUAACUCUUCAAUUUGUCCUGGGGGCCUAUAAAUCACACCUACACGAGUUACUGUGUGAUUACCACACAUUACAUCACUUGCCGUGAUUGGCUGGUUGUUUUGGUCAGCUCUGUUUUGGUUAUACUGGGUACCACAUACAGUUCAGCACGAGUAUCUGUACCUGUUCAUACAGUACAGCACCAGUAUCUGUACCUGUUCAUACAGUACAGUACCAGUAUCUGUACCUGUUCAUACAGUACAGUACCAGUAUCUGUACCUGUUCAUACAGUACAGUACCAGUAUCUGUACCUGUUCAUACAGUACAGUACCAGUAUCUGUACCUGUUCAUACAGUACAGUACCAGUAUCUGUACCUGUUCAUACAGUACAGUACCAGUAUCUGUACCUGUUCGUACAGUACAUACAGUAAAUACAGUACAUACAGUACAGUAUACAAAUGUCCAACAGUCAAAAACCCAUCAUGGCUCCACCAGCAAGAAGAAAGAAAUAAGAAGCCAGUUUCAAACUUAAAGUUGUAAACUUUGCCAUGGAACAUAAUAACUGCGCUGCUGCACGACAAUAUGGAGUAACAGAAAAGAUGGUUCGGGAUUGGAAAGCAAAUGAAAAAGCAUUAAAGAGUAUGCCAUGGGAUAAGUGUGCAUUAAGAAGAGGCACCCCACAUUGGCCAUAACUCGAAAAACAUGUAGCAGACAUGGUGAAUGAGCAUCGCCAAAACGGUUAUGUAGUGACACGAAAUAAAAUACGUUUGUUUGCACUUCAGUGGGCCAACUCUAACCCAGGUCACAGCAACAGAUUUAAGGCCACUGUAUCCUGGUGUACUUGAUUCAUGGGAAGGCAUAAUAUGGUACUGAGGCAAAAGACGAAAAUUGCCCAGAAAUUACCUGCAGAUCUUGAUCGCAAAGUACAUAGUUUCCAUCGAUACGUAAUACAGCAGCGCACUAAACAUGGCUAUGCAUUAAGUAGUAUUGGAAAUAUGGAUGAAACUCCAAUUAAUUUUGAUAUGGUUGGAAAUAAAACUGUCAAUCAAAAAGGUGAAAAAACAAUUUUAAUUAAAACAGGACAUGAGAAGUCCAGUUUUACAGUGGUACUAGGAUGCACAGCUGAUGGCGCCAAACUGAGACCAAAGAAAAACAAUGCCGAAACUCAAGUUCCAUGUUGGUUGUUUUGUACAUGUGAAUGAAAAAGGCUGGAUGGAUGAAGAAGGGGUAAAGCUAUGGCUUGAUAAUGUAUGGAGCAGGCGACCAGGUGGACUUAUUCAAAAACGUAGUCUACUGGUGUGGGAUAUGUUUAGGGUUCAUUUAACUCCCAGCACCAAGCAAAGGUUUGCAAGACUAAACACAGAUGCGGCAGUUAUUCCUGCAGGAUUGACAUCGUUGGUACAGCCACUGGAUGUACCAACGAUGUCAAUCCUGCACAAGCCAUUUAUAGAUCGCAUUCGAGAACAGUGGAAUGAAUGGAUGGUUAGCGGCGAAAAGUCAUUCACAAAAGGAGGAAACAUGCAUGCUCCACAGUUGGAUGUUUUGUGCAAGUUUGUCAUAAAAGCCUGGAAUGAUAUUGAUGCAGAAACAGUAAUCAAGUCUUUCAAGAAGUGUGGCAUAUCAAAUUCACUAGAUGGUAUGGAGGACAACUACUUGUGGCAAGAUGAAGAGGAAGCCAAAGCUGAGACCACACCAUCUGAUACAGAAUUCGAUCCAUACGAUGACUGCCUUACAAAUGUAUCACAAGAUGUUAUUGAUGUACUUAUGAUAUCAGAUGACGAACAGGAGGAUUUUGAAGGCUUUUAAAUGGAAACUGUCACGCCAGCAAAAGCUGUAAAAAUACAGUGGUUUUGCAGUUAUGAUGGGCGUUGCUAACUCGCCAGGGACUUGCUCUCUCUCUUUUGUUUGCUAUCUUCCUCCUAUCAUCAUCAGUUCCAGUUUGGUUGACAGCUUAGAAAACAAACAGCAUGGCAGCUCCCAUGGGGUUAUUGUCUUAUCCUUCCUUUCAGCUUUAGAGUGAAUUAGGAAAUGUUUAAUCCACUUGCACAUGUUUACAUGUUUGAUGACAAACAGCCUUAUGUUUAUAAGUGACAGUUUUCCUGCUAAGUACCUGCAUGUCAUAAGCAUUUGAAUUAAAAUUACCAUAUUGAAAUCAAAUCUGAUGUUUUUUUAAUUUUUAUUUGGUGUGCGUUGGAAGAGGGGUAGUCUUAUACGGUGAGUAAUUUCCAAACUCUAUAUUUUAACUGGAAAAGUUGGGGGUCGACUUAUACGCCGGAAAAUACGGUAUAUUUCAUUUUAUUGACCGCUUUAAUUGAAGACAAACUACAACUUUGUUUAAUGUAAAUAACUUAUUGCUUUUUUUUUUUAUAUAUAUUUUAUUUAAUUUGUGAGCUAACCGCACAUUGUAAAAUGUUUUCCCCAUCUUUAAUACAGUACCUGGAUUCUGUUAGACCUCUGAUGAAUGAUGAGGAGUUCAAACGCAUGACUGCCCUGGCUAAAGAUUUUGAAGUGAAACUAGCACCAAAGCUGCAGUGGUACCUGAAACUGAAAUCCUGGUGGGCCUCCAACUAUGUAAGAACACAGCUAUUAUUAGUUUGACUCUAAAAAGGCUUUAUGAUGCAGUAAUGGACCAACUGGUUAAUGCAAUUAUUCCAGAACUACAUUUACUUUUUUCAUUCUGUAGUCUUAUUGAGCCUUAUGUUUAGGAAAUCCAAUUUUGCAAGCAUUUGCAGAAUUUGCAAAAUUACCCAUAACUCCACUGGGUGGAAUGUUGCAUAACGUUUAACCAGCAUCAGAAAAAAAGAGUAUUUCACUUCCCUCCUUUUGUUGGGAGAAUUUGAUUAAACUAAUCAAGGCUGUAUUGUAAUAACCAUAUAAACUUAUUGUUGCACAUCCCAAUUACCCAAAAAAAUCUAACAAAUUUGUAAUAAGGAAUAAGGAUACCAAAAAAAAAAAAAAAUAUAUAUAUAUAUAUAUAUAUAUAUAUAUAUAUAUGUAUGUAUAUAUAUAUAUAUGUAUGUAUGUAUGUAUGUAUGUAUGUAUGUAUUUAUUGUUUUAUUUUUCCCAGGUGAGCGAUUGGUGGGAAGAAUAUAUUUACUUGCGUGGUCGUGGACCCAUCAUGGUUAACAGCAACUAUUAUGCAAUGGUGAGUACUUGUACCUUUUUUAAGGAUGUGUAUAAAAAAAAAAAUUUUUUUUCACCAAAUAAGCUAGUUCAGCGAUUCUUCAAACAAUUCAAAAUGACCCACGAGCGGUGCACAUUCUUUUUGAUAACCGGUUUGUAACAAACUAGUAAUCUCAGCAUUUUUGCGUGACCGAGUAUCUAAAUGUUUGUGAAUAUGCAGUUUAAUUUAUUUAAAGCGGCACUGUCAUGGUCAAAUCCAGGUUUUUUUUCUUUUGUUUUUUUAACCCUUUCCCGACUCCACUACAUCUAAUUGUCCCCCUAUUCACCCCCCAAUGCCCCUAAGCCUCCCAUAUUACCUCUUUUUUUUAAUCAUUAUUGUGCCCUGACCUUGGCCUGUGGCUGCUCACUGUUGAAAAAAAUAAUCACCCCCUUCCCACCCACGCCCAACAAAUGGCAUCUCUUAACUAGCAGGGGGGGGACAUAGGGUUCCCCCUUAGCCCUCACCCAUGGGGGCCCUAAAUAAAAAAGGGGGGCCUAUUGUCCACCCCCCACCCGUGAGUGGCGGGUGGGGCUCCUAAAUGAAAAUGGGGCGCGGUACAGAUGGGGGUUCGGGAGGGAAGAUACUAGGGUUUGUUUUUGUUUUGUUUUUUUAACGGGGCAGUAGUGAUGUCCCGAACAGUUCGCCGCGGACAGCGAACAUAUGCGGUAAACUUUGACCCUGUACCUCACAGGUACCUCACAGACACAUUCCAGCCAAUCAGCAGCAGACCCUCCCUCCCAGACCCUCCUACCUCCUGGACAGCAUCCAUUUUACAUUCAUUGUGAAGCUGCAUUCUUAGUGAGCUGUCCAGGAGGUGGGAAGGUCUGGGAGGGAGGGUCUGCUGCUGAUUGGCUGGAAUGUGUCUGCUGACUGUGUGGUACAGGGUCAAAGUUUACUCAAUGAUGAGUCCGCGGCGAACCGUUCGGGACAUCAAUACUCGCGAUAUAGCGAGUAUGGGCAGAAUUUACUAAUACUAUGUAAUCUUUACUUAGUAUUAGUACAUUUGGCUGAAAGACCAAUUUAGGUCUCUCAGCCUUUUGGUAGAUGGCUCCCGAAUAUCAUGGUAAUUACCGAAUUGCAUCCCAACACGAAUGGAGAAACUGUUCUCAUUCUGUUUGGACGAAAUUUUAUAGUUUCGCCGGCGUUCUGUCUAAAAUGACAGGACGUUCAGAAAUACGGACAGGGAGCAUUAUGGGAAAAUUUCUCUGACCACCGGGAAAGAAGCACACUUUGUUCCUCCGCUAGUCAGGAGUAGGAAACCUCCAUAAGACAAAUAGUCCCUAUUUUUGUCUUAAGAUUUAAAGCAAACUAGAGCAGACAGGAAGAAAUGAAGAACAGAUCCUGACAGAGGGAGAAAGAGGAAUCGAUUGGGUAAAGGUAAGUUCGGCAUGACAGUGCUGCUUUAAUCAUGUGAAUCAAACUCUGCUAAGUGCCUGGAGCGUUGACAACUUUUCCCUCUUUCCAAGGCUGCAUUUUCUGUUACUGCUUAUGUAUUCAAAAAGUCUCUCUAAAUUAUAUUGUUUUCUCAAUACUUUAGGACUUUUUGUAUGUCACACCCACCCCUAUUCAAGCAGCACGGGCAGGUAACACCGUCCAUGCUCUUCUCUUGUACCGACGCAAACUUAGUCGUGAGGAGCUAAAGCCGGUAAGAAAUAUAUUCAGAAAUAAUGCAUUCAUGUGUGAAUGGAAUAUAUUCUCAUUUAUGUUUAGACAUUAGAUGUUUUAUUUCUGUUAAUGACCAGUUGCUAGUACAGUUUAAGGUCCAUUUUAAUUCUCUACCUGUCACAUCUGCAUGAGAACUCUUGAAAUCAAAAUGUUUAUCAUGUAAUUAUAGUGUAGUAUUGUAAAAUAUUUUAAUCUGCUAUAAUACGUAAGUGAAUUUACUUUUUUUUUGUUUGAUUUUGGAGGAAGCUUAUAAAUAUUAUUUAUUGAAACUUAAAGCUAAACCUGGUGUGUAUAUAUCAUCAGUGCAAUAUUUAUUAUGCUCUUUGAUUAGUUCAAUGGGUGGAGCUUUAAGUGAGGACUUUACUUCAAUUAUCUUGCAUUGUUAUUUCCCCCCACACGGUACUGCUCUACGAUGGUUCUAUACCCCGGGCGUGCUUGUUUGCUGCAUACCCAACUCUUAUAACUGUGUGCAGAGCAGGGUCCCAGGAUCCAUAAUCCCGCUGUGCUCGGGCCAGUGGGAGCGCACCUUUAACACAACCCGCAUACCAGGAUUGGAGACAGGUGAGUGAGAGGGUGAACCAGAAUCAACGUCCUCAUUGCCCCCAUAUUUCUGGUGAAUGGGACCUAACAAAGACCCAAUUCUUCUAACUCUUCGUAUGUCCUCUAAUUGAAUUUCUGUGUGAAGCUAUCGCACCUUAGGUUCUGCCCUUGAGGAUUUAGAGCUUUCUGCUACAAAUCCCAUGUACGUUUUUUACAGCUUACCAUCUGUAAUGCAUCUUUUAUAGAUCUUUAGACCCUUUGAUGUCUCUGAUAUUCAGCAUUUUCAUACAGAAGAUGAUGCAAUAGGUAAUUAUUCUUUCACUUCAAGCAGUUAAUUUAGGCAAAUCUGAUCUCACUGUGGUGAGUAGCGAAAGCUCCAAAUCCUUUCUACAAAACCUAAGAGUAAUUAUACUAGCAACCUAAACAUUCUAGCAGGGCAAAGGGUUGUCUAGAUCUGCAUGUGUGAGCAAGAGCUUUAUGUAAAUGCUGUUGUACUUAACUUGUUAUGUAUUAUUAAUCUCUUUUAGCUGGUGGAGUGUCUUUAUUGAUUACUGUGUUCUCUUUGCCUCCCCUUUCCCAUGCUUUUGUUUUUUUGUUGUUUUUUUCCUCCCCACCUAUGGUAUUUUCUGGUCCACACCAUGCACACUACUUAACCCAAUCCUUUCUACUGCCUUACCCUUCUCUCUUUUAAUGUUGGUUUGUGGCAUGUACUUACCCACUCAUAUUCACUCACUGUACAUCGACUCUUUUGUGUGUUGUCUUUCUACUCCCAACUUUCCCUUCUUUCGUAAAUGUCGGUCUGUGGUUCCCCUUUCCCUUUCUAUACAGCUGAUGAUCCAAGAUUGUUUGCCAAUGUGCUCAGCUCAAUACGAGUACAUGUUUAGCACAGUACGAAUACCAGGAAUUGAAACAGGUAGGAACAAUCCUGUACAUUCCUCGUGCAAAUAGUUUGCCUAAUUCCUGUGCCUUACUACAGCUUUUCAAGCACAUCUAGUUGUAGGGCUCUUCCACAAUUAGGGAUAGGCAUCUAUCCUUUUGGAUAUCCACCCGCAAAUUAUUUCAAAUGCUUUAAAGAGAAAGUAAAGUGAAAAUAUAUAUUGCUUAAAGGGAUUCUCCAGAGCCAGAAAAAAAACCCGCUUCCCUGGCACUAGAGAAACCUGGAGUGCCCCCCUCCCUCCCGUCCCCCCAUCCCAUGUCACUGAAGGGAUUAAAACACAGUUCUCUGGAAUUGCAAUGUUUUACAUUGCAGCACUAAGUGCAAAAGGGUCACAGCACCCAGACUACUUCAAUUAGCUGAAGUGGUCUGGGUGCCUAUAGUGUCCCUUUUAAUGUCCUUGCAGAAUAUACAGAAUGUAUAUUUUUUGGGGGGGUGUAGGUUGGUUUAGACUUUCAUGAUGCUGUGUGUUCCCCUUCCCUGCAUUUAAAAUUCUCUUUGAAACACUUUGGAGUCUUUCAGUUUCAAGCUCCUGAGACUAUUUUUAAAUAAAAUUGACUGCAAACUUAAGUCCUAAAAUACUUAGUACUGUAUAGAGCCUACAUGCUGCACAUUGCGGGAUAUUGCCUGUGAAUUCAGCAAUCAUGUCAAGCAAAAUUUAAAAAAGGAAAAAAAGUAAUAUCUAUUUUUUUUGUAUUUUACUAUCUCUUUAAAAUAUACCUGCAUUUUGUUUUUUCUUUUGGUGGGGUCUAAAUGAAAUUGUUUUUUUUCUUUACUUAUUUAGUAUACUAAACAUACCUUUUUGCUUGAGGGGGAAAAAAAAGAGCUAGUUUUGUGUACUAACACUAUUUUAGAGAUCCCUGCAGUUGCUACUCUCUCUACGAUGCAAAGCAGAGUCGUGGUUGCUACUUAACAGAGAAAUCACACUUAAACCAAAAACUUACAUUGAUCAGAAAUGGCUUAUGUCUUAUUUGUUAAAGUAGUAAAAUAUUAAAGGGACAAUAUAUUCACCAGAAGCUCUACAGGUUAAAGGACCACUAUAGUGCCAGGAAAACAUACUUGUUUUCCUGGCACUAUAGUGCCCUAAGAGUGCCCCCACCCUCAGGGUCCCUCUCCCGCCAGGCUCUAGGGUGAGGAAGGGGUUAAACUUACCUCUCUUCAGCGCCAGGCGGGGAGCUCUCCUCUCCGCCUCCUCUUCGGCUGAAUGCGCAUGUGCGGCAGGAGCCGCACGCGCAUUCAGCCAGUCUCAUAGGAAAGCACUAUCAAUGCUUUCCUAUGGACGCUGGCGUUUUCUCACUGUGAGACAGUCACUAGAGGCUGGAUUAACCCAUUUAUAAACAUAGCAGUUUCUCUGAAACUGCUAUGUUUAUAGAAAAAAGGGUUAAACCUAGCUGGACCUGGCACCCAGACCACUCCAUUAAGCUGAAGUGGUCUGUGUGCAUAUAGUGGUCCUUUAAUAUAGUGGUUCUGGGACAUGUAACCUGUCCCUGGUUACAUGAAGAUGAAGAAGAAGAAAAAAAACAAACUUUUUUUUAGUGACUUCCUGGUUGUGGAAAUAUUGCAGGGCCAAUGUUCAGCUUCUUCACGCUCUUCAGAGAGACGCGGAACAGAGUUACUUUGACUCAGUGGAUCUCUCUGAAAUGGAAGUGCUGAUUUUCUGUGUAUGCACUAGCCUCCCAAUGCUUCCCUAUGGAGAAGCAUUGGAUUGGCUGAGAUCAUCAGGACCAUGGUUAGACCAGCGCAGCAAAGAAAGAAAGAUGAGUUUAAACGCCUUUGACACUCUAGGAGGCUGGUAAGCCAAUUGGGUAGGGUAACACUAUAGUGUUAAGGACACGUGUUUGUAUUCUUAACACUUUUGUGGCCCUUUAACUGUAGUAAUUGUAGUGUUCGGCAAUACAUAAUAAACAAUUGACUUGUAGAAUUUACUUAGAUGGGAAGUUAAAAGGCCCCAUUCAGACAGCAUGAUUAAAAAAGUGGAUGGUAGGAUGAUUUAAAAGAGAUCUCAUUGUUGUGAUGUGUUUCAAUGGCAUUUCUCUCUAAACAGAUACCAUACAUCACUACACGGACAGCAAGCACAUAGUGGUGUACCACAAGGGACGAUUUUUUAGGGUGUGGGUGUACCACGGUGGACGCAUGCUUAACCCCAAAGAACUGGAACUCCAGUUUCAACACAUCCUAAAUGACACAAACCCACCUCUGCCUGGAGAGGAAAAGCUGGCAGCCCUAACCGCUGGAGACAGGUAGCAACACAGUUAAAUUACAGCCAAAUGCAAAGCCAUUCAUUACACAAUCCAUAUUUUUAGAUUUCAACUCUAUGCUGGUGGCCUUAUGGUAAAAAGGAAAUUUCUAAAUAAAAUUAUAAUGGCACGUGUAUUAUAGACAAAAACUCAACAAAUGGACAUUGUUUUUUUUUCUUUUUUAAUGUAUAUAUUUAAUUUUUAUAUUGUAAUUCAAUUAAAUCGAUAUAAAAUAAAACCUUCACUAAAGUAGUAUCUAAUUUAAAAAUAAAAAUCUAACAGGCUUAUUCAGUAACAUAAGAAUUAUCAGGAAUUCAAAGUGAAUUGAAAUGUAAGGCCAAAACAAUUUACAGCUGCUCUGUUACGUCAAACUUGCCUUUCAUAAAUCGAUUUCUCCUCUUCUUUCCGAAUAUGUUCUUCCUUUCUUUCCUUUCUUUAUUUCUGUUGUUCUUCUAGUAAAAUACAUAAGUAGGGGACUACCUUGUCUUAUUUUAUUUAUUUUUUUACGAUACGAGGUGGAGCAUAAGGCAAACUCCACUUCCUUUUUGAAAUAUAAUUUUCCAGCAAUACUUGACUCCCCGUCUUGAUCCUCCUCUUUAUUCUUGCUCCUUUUUUGUCGCAUAACCCUCAAUGAAAAAUGGUCAGCUGGCAUGCGAUGUAGUAACAUACUACAGUAUAUUUUGUUUCCUGUCCUCCUUUUUUUCAUAUUGACUCAUUCUGAUUUGCAUUUGAGGAAACCCACAAGGUGUUCUGUAUCCAUACACACCCAGAAAGAAGAGACUCUGGUUUGCUCCAGCUGCCUACCUACAUCUAAUAAAAGCUAGAAAUAUUAUCUGCUAAAUUACAGCAGGAGAGUCAUAAUAUUCUGAUAUUGCAAUCUGGAAGAUGUACUUACAGAAUAAUAAAGAUCUAUACAUUUACACAGCGGUAGAUUUAAUGUCGCACCCAUAUCAGGGGGGAAAAAAAAACGUGAGUGAGAGAUAGAUGUAACAUAUAUCUGACCAGUAUCUACUGUAUCAGCCCCUGAUUAUUGAAUCAUUAACUAGUGUUCGGAAUAGGACCUAUAAUGGCCAUGUCAUUAGAUGUUGACGUUUUUCCUGAACUGGCAGCAAUCGAAAAUUAUUUCCAUCAAUUACCAAAUUUAUAAUUUGCUAAACUCCACUUCAAAGCAUUUUGCCUGUUUAUCUAGUGAGGAUUGCUUAUAAAUGUGGGGAAACUGGCAUUGAAAAAGGCUUUGGGUUAUUUAGAAAAGUGAGAAUUUUAAGUGAGAUCUAAUUUAAGGUCAAAAUCGCUGAACUAGGAAGAUGAGCUCUCAGUUCGAUUACUCCGGCCUUAAAUUUACCAUGGAUUCUCUCUUUAGUAAAUAAUCCUGAUAGCUUGUCGAAUUUAAUCUUUCAAAGAAUUCAGAGUUCUGUGGUACUUUCUGAAUGCCUUUGUUAAAUUGCAAAAUAUCUGUAGCAACUUGGCAGAUAUAAAAGAUUUUGAGCCAACGCAUUCUAACAAGAUGUAGUUAAUGUUAAUUUGAGAAUAUUAUUCUGUGAGUUUCUUCCUAACUCAUUUCCUGCUUCCUUUUGAAGGGCUACCUGGGCCAAGGCUCGUAGUGCAUAUUUUAGAAGUGGAAAGAACUUACAGGCACUGGAUCUAGUGGAGAAAGCGGCUUUCUUUGUUACUUUAGAUGAAGAUGAGCAGGGACUUCGUACUGAGGAUCCCAUACAUUCACUGGAUGCCUAUGCUAAAUCACUUCUCCAUGGAAAAUGCUACGACAGGUUAGAACCACAAGUUAUUUCAACUCUGCGAUUAUAUUUUGCCAUGUGUGUUUUUAGAAGAUGUUCACUAGACAUAUGAGUGUCUGCUCAGGCUAUCACAAAUGGAUCAUUUAAACAUAUGUCUCAUAUGUUUGCUCUAAACAAAUAUAGAGUAUUCUACUCCGGAUAAAGAAAGUCAAUGUGUAGCUCCCCUUAAAUGCUUCUGGGAACCCUCUUGGUUUUCCAGAUGCUAUCCCCUCAGGUUUAACUCUACAAAGAGCACACCAGAUAAUACACAUUGAAAGUUCUCAGGCUUAUCUAAAAGCAAAAUCUGCAAAACGAAAGCAAGAUGUAAUCGUCUCAAGAAAGCAAGUUAUCUUGAUUAGUAGCAGUUUAGCAUUCUUCCAUUUAAAGCACAGAUUGUAUUUUUCUACUGGAUUGAUUGGUUUCAUGAUAAACUUCCUUAUUUUGCUUUGAGUAGUCUUGAGCAAUUAAUCCUUUGUCUGUAGUUCAUCCUACAAUUAACUUUUUUUUUUUGUGUGUGUGUGAUUACUUCAGGUGGUUUGACAAAUCGUUUACAUUUGUGGUUUUCAAGAAUGGGAAGGUGGGACUGAACGCUGAACAUUCAUGGGCUGACGCACCUAUCGUCGGCCAUUUAUGGGAGGUAAUAUAUAUAUGUGUAUGUACAAUAAAAAAUGUCAAAUAUAGUGUACAGGCAUUAGCACCAGAAAAAGGUAGUGUUUAUGUAUGUUAAAUGUUUUCUUGCGUUGUUUAGUCCUGGAAAACACAAUGUAGUUAUUUAAAUAUUCAUUUAUACAUACUUCCUAAUUAAGCAGCUUGGCAAUUUUCCGGUGCUCAAUUUUUUCCAUAGCCUUUCCAACAUUCCAAAAUGUUUUUGUGGUUCUAUUUGGAGGUAACUUUUUUUUUUUAACCCCUUUAGUGGCGGUGAUAUGUGGGUAAUAAGUUACCCAACCUCCUAACAAUUAGUCUAAAUAACAUGUACUUUAUUUUACAAGAAGUAGGCUAGAAGGAGAACCUUUUCUGCUCUGGAAAUUCCAUUUUUUAAAAUGUGAUUCUCCAUUUUAUUUAAAAUUUCUGUUAAAGAUUUAGCAAAUUGCAUUAUAAUGCAGUUCAGUCCAGGCGCAGCCAAGACGCGUAUUGCAGAUAAGGAGGAGAAAUUGCAAUUUUUUUUAUAAUUUCUCCACUUCUGUCUCCUUUCUCUAUGCUGACUAAUAGGUGCAAAGAAGAGAGAUUACAACAAUGAUUGACAGGUAGCCAAGAUGGAGGCAGACAUUAUAGAGGGUGGAUUUUUACAUUUAAUUCUAUUUUUCAGAAUUGACAAAUAUGUAUUUUUUUGAAUACAGGAAAAAGUUAAGAUAAUCCUACAAAAUCCUAGUUAAGCGACAGUUCCCCAUUAUCUAAUAACUGAGUAGCAAUACUGCUUUACUAUCUGUCAGAAAAUUACAAUUCAGUUACCAGAUAAAUGCUUAUUUCUUACAAUAUAAUGUUGUCCUCUGAAGCAAGGAGGAGAUACUUAUCUGAUUUACAUUUGUUGCAGUGUGAAUUCCCAAAAAGUAUAUCGGUAUAAAAUAGUGUGAAUUCCCAAUGCAUAUUCCCAUAGAAUCCAAAAAUCCCACCUUCAUUAAAGCUUUAUUUCAUUGAACUCUUUCCAUUAUGAAUGUCUUCCAGUCCAUGCUGGCCACAGAUUGCUUUCAGCUCGGGUACGAUGAUAAUGGACACUGUAAAGGCCCAGCUGACUCCACUUUGCCUGUACCGCAGAGAAUGCAGUGGGAUAUCUCAGACGAGGUGAGCGGUGUCCCUGGAAAGGAUGACUCUUUGAUUGCUACUUCUUUGGUUUCUUUAGACAUUGAUGUAUUUUGCAGUGAACUAUGAUAUUUAGGUAUUAUUCACUAAACCAGGAUUUCUGAAGAACUGCCAAGAUUAUUGCAAAUUUUAGCCCUAUAUACACAAACUUGAAAGGUAGCGGGUUGUACAAUUUUUUUCAAUUUGACUAUUUUGGCCCAAAAAAUUGCUAUUUUCCAAAAUGUUCAGAUUACCAAAAACAAAUCCCAUAUGUACUGUUUUCAUUUUAUAAUGUGAAAGCCUCAAAAAUAGUGUUCAUGGGUGCAGAACUUAAUUUCUAGGUAAUCCUUAUUUACCCUGGCAACAGAAAGUUAUAUUGUUGCUUAAUGAGUAGACAGUUUGUCAUGGUUUCAUCUUAACAUGCACUUACAUAGAGCAAUAAUGGGUGACCCUCAACUACGUAAAGAUAAAUGCGCGAAACCAAAAUGUUUGGCAUCCACAGGUGCCGUUAGAAAACUAUACUUCCUGUAUUGACAAAAUGCUAAAGGAGAGUAUUACAAGCUGUAAUACAACUUCUUUUAUGUAACAUAAUCUGAACCACUUUCAUGAGAAUUAAAUCUUUCACGAGAUAACUAACCUUGUAGAAUAUGAAUAUGACUAUUGUCCAGGCUUUACAAAGAAAAAAAUAAGUUGCAGAUAAAAUGUGCAGCUACUGUCUCCUCGUCUAGUAUGUGUUUCCGAAGGGGAACAGACCGUGGGAAGCAGGAUAAAUACUGUAAUAAUCACAUGCAUCACACAUGCUGCUUGCUCAGUAUCUGGCUCGUACUUUUGUAUGGCAUGAAAUAUUUUAUCCGCUCCCCAGUUGCUGUGGAGGUCUCCAGCAGCACAGUAAAUUCCCAUGUAUUGCUUGGUUUUAAGAUUUGAAUUGUUUGUAUUUAUGAUUUUGUUUGUUUGUUUGUGUCAUGCAUUAAAAAGGAUUGGGUUGAUUCCAUGUAUAUCACGUGACAGUCCUAUUGAUAAUAUUCUUGUUUUGUUUGUCAGUGCCUGGAAGUCAUCCAGAGCUCCCUGAAUGUAGCUGAGGCGUUAGCAGCUGAUGUGGAUUUUCAUGCAUUCCCCUUUAAUGAUUUUGGCAAAGGAUUAAUAAAGAAGUGCAAGACCAGUCCUGAUGCCUUCAUCCAAAUCGCUCUUCAGCUUGCGCACUAUAGGGUAAGGUCUGGGGCUCUGUUCAGCUUAAUCUAAGGCAUUCUGUCAGGAGAGUUGUUUCCUAUUUCCCUGGAUCCUAUUAAGUAAAAAUCAUUGAAGUGUAGCAUUGAGGAGAGGAAUAUAAUAUUACAUGUUUGACCUUUUCCUCCAGUCUAUUCCAGGCAGAGACAGCUUGGUCCUCAUUUAAAACUGGCUUAUCUAAUAUUUAGAACUUUCAUUAUACCGCCAGUACUCUCCCUUUAAGUGUUUGAGAUGGCCCUACAGCAGUUAUGAUGAUUAGUAACAAUUCAUGGAUGCAUUUGCCAAUUCUGUCUUCUAAAAUAUAGUUGGUGCAGUAUUUCAGUGAAAAACAAAUGGCAGUAAUAGCAAACCGCAUCGCAUGGCCUCACCUUAAUGGUGGAUCUUUACAAGGAGGGGCGCCGUAUGAGGCAAUGAUUAAAUAAACUGCAAGUAUACUGUAAAACAUGGUAAAUGUCUUUCUGGCAGUGGCAGCAUGUGAUCAAACAAAAUCUUCAUAACACCUCAAUAUAUAGACUUUUCUUAACUGCCCAAAACACGGAUUGAUUUUUAUUGGAUAGUGUGGGCUGGCUGUAGGGUUGUAUCCUACCCACUCAUCGGAAGCACCCGAAUGUUGUAGUCCAAGUCUGCCAAAUGCUGCCAUGGCCAAUCAACAUCUUUCUCGAGAUGCAUUGAAUCAAUGCAUCUCUUUGAGGAAUGUUCAGCGUCCUCAAGCAGGGCGUUGUGCAACACUGACCCAGGAAGCAUCUCUAGUGGCCGUCUGAGUGAGUGCCACUGGAAGUAUCCCUAGGCACUAAUGUAAACACUGCCUUUUUUUUUUUUUUUUUUGAAAAUGCAGAGUUUACAUUAAAAUGCUUGCAGGGAUAUCCUAUACUCACCAGAACAACUACUUUAAGCUGUAAUUGUUCUGGUGACUAUAGUGUCCCUUAACCGGGAUACUUUAGGCACCCAGACCACUUCAUCUCAUUGUAGUGGUCUGGCUGCACUGCCCCUGUUCCCUUUAUCCGAUAGCUGAAAACAUUGCAGUUUUAGAGAAACUGCAAUAUUUACAUUUCAUGGUUAAGACUGCCCCUAAUGGACGUGGAGACUGAGCCAGCGCCGCAAACCUUAGUUCUGGUAUUGUUUAAGUGUUUAAAUAAUUUUUUUUUUUAGGUUCUUAUUCCAUUGCCACAGGGUAGGGGGUGAGGAGGAGGAGGAUUGCAGGGACAGAGGGACCCUGUAGUGUACAGCUUUGUAUUCCUAACACUAUAGUAGUAGUAUUUCAGCUUUACUCAGUCCCAUGACAUUGUGGGAAUUUCUUCAAAAGGGACAGUGUAGGUACUGUAACUUUUUCAUAUCAUUAAAUUGGUUAUAAUGCUUGAUGUCCUGUGGCUCGGUUCAUUCACUCUUAACAAUUUUCAAACUGCUUAACACUAAAUAAUGGCCCCUCGCCACCCACAGUUCGACCCCUACUGUAGGUAUGACAAAGGCAAAGUUUACAUACUUCCUUCUUGCCAUACCAAUUCAUACCAGCAAUGGGUGCAGUGAUCAGCUGACACGCUCAGCCAAAUUACAGAUACCCCUUGUUGGUCAGGUUAAUGCUUUCUUAUUCGUCCAAGCAGCACAGAGAAUGGGCAACUGGGGACUCUAGUUUAGCAUUAAAACAUUAAAAUUUUGUUAUGCUGAAUGUCGCCAAGGAACUCCAGACUCUAUAACUACGAGAUGCAGCAAUUAUAGUUCCUACAGUGUCCCCUGUCGAACACAGACAAUUUUGACAACGUCCAACAGCAAAGUCUUUAAUUUCCUGUACUCAUGGAAGUGAAUAAGGUGAUAUGAGUCUCUGGGUGCCAUUUUAGGUCAAACCCUUUUUAAGUGGUGUUACAAAACAAGGGCAUUCACAACUACGCGAUCUGUACAAAGUUUCAUGCUGCACAACACUUAGAUGUUGUCAGUAGCCUAUUGCAGGGGUCAUUAUUAAUAAACCUUAAUAUUAAUAAAUGACGAGACUCACAGGAAAAAUUCAGAAGAUCUGCACAGAGGGCCACACAAAAUCUUGUCCCACUAUUUAAUACAAGUAAUGAAUAGUGUAGUAGUCUAGACUAUAGUAGAUCUACACAAUGUUGUCCUAUAUGCCCCGCGUGAUACUGCUAACAGUGUUUGCAUUGCACUGUUAACUCCUCUGCAAGUGGCCGUCAUACAAACAUCUACUAGAUGCCCUGCCACGGUAGAGACAGUGAAAUACGGUCACGUGAUGUGGAAGCCCCAUAGGGCUUUGAAUGUGAGCUCGGCAGUUGCUGCACAUGCACAUUAAAUCCCCAACACCCUUCUAUGAGGAGAGGUCAGCAGCUCCUUGAAAGUAACAAGUUAGCAGUUUUCUUUUUUGUUUCUGUAGCUAGGAAUCUAUAUGGAGGUUUGUUUGGCAUUUUAAUUUGAGCCAUUGGCUUGAUAUAGUGCAGAGACCAUGCUGAUCAAACAAGUCUGCAAAUGUAGAACAUUGUCUAUAGUUUAUUUUCUGAGCUUGCAAGAAAGGCUUUCCAGAUCUCCUGUAUGUGUCUGUUCUGUCACUUAAACCAAUUUAUUCUUUUUUCUAUUUAUUUCUUAUUAAGGACAAAGGAAAAUUCUGUUUAACAUACGAGGCUUCCAUGACCAGGCUUUUUCGGGAAGGAAGAACUGAGACCGUACGCUCAUGUACUGUGGAAUCGUCUAAUUUUGUGAAAUCUAUGGCUGAUUCAUCUGCAACAGUGAGUGUUGCUCUGUCUAUCCCAUUAUCAGGCUGUAGUGCUGUGUUGGGGCAGGAGGAGAAGGUGUAUAAAUGAUUAGAAGUCCCACUUUAAAUAAUCCAGUCACUAAAAUUGAGUGCAGCUGUGAGACUUGCUAUUUAGUAAUAACCAACUAAUCAACUGACUGCAAAAUUGAGGUGGUUCAUCUUGUAUUUGUACUUAAGUGGGGAAAAAAAGGUUUUUCUUUUUGUUUUUUUUAUUAUGCGUCUAAUAUUCUAAUAUAUAUAUUUGAUUUUGUUUUGUUCUUUGUACUCCUAGAAUGCCGAAAGACUUAAACUUUUUAGACUUGCAGCGGAAAAACAUCAGUUGCUGUAUAGAAAUGCCAUGACAGGUGCAGGAAUUGAUCGACAUCUUUUCUGCUUAUAUGUUGUGUCAAAGUAUCUUGGAUUGGAUUCGCCUUUCCUGAAAGAGGUGCAGUUUUGUUAUAUUCUUUUAUUAUUACUCGUUGUCGUUAAUGCCUGCUUAGUGUCAGCCACCCAUUGACACUGACGCGCACUUUAUGUUAAAACGCAAACACAAUUAAAGCUAAUUGGCAAAAUGAUUUCUUGACGCAGCACAGAUGUACGUAUUUGGUUUUCUCUUUAGAAUAACAAUUAUACUAUAAUAUCUAUCAUUCAGAAUCUAUUCUACGUGCAAAAACAUAAUCCCAAGCAUUAAAAACUUCUGAAUUUGGCACCAGUUUAAUACAUCUAUUGAACAGAAAUAGACAUUUCCUUGCCUGCAUGAUGUCUCAAGCCCCAGUUUGUACAGUUCAAUGUAAUGAUUCUCCUUUUCCCGGCUUAGGUCCUAUCUGAGCCAUGGCGCCUCUCCACCAGUCAGACUCCAAUUCAGCAAGUGGAGCUGUUUGACCUGGUAAAUCACCCAGAGUAUGUCUCAUGCGGAGGCGGCUUUGGACCUGUAAGUAAACAUCAAACUCUUUUUUCUCUUUUUAUUAUGAUAAAUAAGUCUCUAUAUUGUUAUUAAAGUACUAUUCUAAUAGAAAACUAUUAUUUUGUUUUAUUGAAGCAAAAUGAAAGUAUGACUGCGUGUGUUUUGAUUGAACUGUCAUACGAGUUAUUUAUAUAUUUCUUACCUGGAAGCUGGAUACUUACAGAUACAGCGGACCUGUGUAAAAUACACAAUUAACAGUGAUAACAUAUCUUCUUUUACUCCUUCUAUCAUGUUUGUCGAGCACUUUUAUUAACUUAUAUCAUAUUAAAACAAGUGUAAAGCAGCAGCAAAGUUCAUUUUCUGCUAGACAUUUUCCUUUCUCUUACGUUGUAAAGUAAACUGUUAUAAAGUAGUUGGUGAUCUGCUGUUGCAGAGUGUAACAGCUUUCCACUUUCCAGCAUGUGCUCAUAUUAAUAAAUCACUGUCAGAAAGCCUUACUUAAAGGACCACUCUAGGCACCCAGACCACUUCAGCUUAAUGAAGUGGUCUGGGUGCCAGGUCCAGCUAGGGUUAACCCAUUUUUUCAUAAACAUAGCAGUUUCAUAAACAUAGCAGUGUUUAUGAAUGGGUUAAGCCUUCCCCUAUUUCCUUGACAGCCACUAGAGGCCCUUGCGUGCUUCUCACUGUGAUUUUCACAGUGAGAGCACGCCAGCGUCCAUAGGAAAGCAUUAUGAAUGCUUUCCUAUGUGACCGGCUGAAUGCGUGCGCAGCUCUUGCCGCGCGUGCGCAUUCAGCCGACGGGAGGAGAGAAGGAGGAUCGGAGGAGGAGAGCUCCCCGCCCAGCGCUGGAAAAAGGUAAGUUUUUACCCCUUUCCCCCUUCCAGAGCUGGGCAAGGGGGAUCCUGAGGGUGGGGGCACACUCAGGGCACUAUAGUGCCAGGAAAACGAGUAUGUUUUCCUGGCACUAUAGUGGUCCUUUAAUGGAUUUAUAUAUAUUUAUAUAUUGUAUCUUGUUUUCUAGGUGGCUGAUGAUGGAUAUGGUGUCUCAUACAUUAUCGUUGGUGAAAAUCUGAUCAACUUUCACGUGUCCUGCAAAUUCUCAAGCCAUGAGACUGUAAGCAAUCUAGGAUUCCUUUCAGCAAGUGUCCUCUAUGUAACGGGUGUUCGUGUUCUAUAAAAAAAAAACUUUAUAUUGGACAAUGAGGUCCCCUUCAGUCAACUCCUAAAGUUUAACUUUUGGCAUCAGUAGAUAUCCUUCCUAAAGAGUGAUUCUUUGUCUGUGCAGUAGGGUUUUCUUGCACUCUAUUCUCAGACUGAGGGCAGUGCUUUGAUUUGUGAGUAUGCAAGUAUGUGAAUGCCCCGCCAUACCUGUUAUUUAUAUUUCUUUACUGACAGACGUUUACAUUAUUUUAGUGUGUUAUGUAGAUAAUACAUUAUAGAUAUAUGUACAAAUGGGGAAUUCCUUUUUGUUGCUCACUUAGCAUCAACAAGGAAAUUACUGUCAGCUACGUGCUGUAUGUACACACAUAUGGAGUAGCAAUAAAUAUGGGGAUUAGUGAAGGAUAUUGUAAUUGGUGCUACUAUCACCAAUGUGUUCACUCCAAAAGCACACAAAAAAAGUGUAAAAUAUACAAUGAAAACCAGUGAGCGCACACAAUAUCUAAAAUUACGGUGGUAAUGUUACAUACGGAGUAGCACUUGACACUUGUGAUGUCACAGUCCCGCAUGUGUUUUAGAUUUCCACUCUUUUUUUUUUUUUGGAAAGCAUUUAGGAUUGCGCAGGAACACGACGAGUGCUUUCCUUGAAGUCAGUACAUACUCUCCCAGUGCUACUUGGUAAACCAGUUCCGUGGCCCAUCGUGUUGGGUUUUGAAUGAUGUGCAUUACCUGUAGCAAUUUAUGUGCAUACAGUUAGUGUCAAACCGCUUCGAAUUCAGUUGUGUGUUGUAAACUGCUUGGCAUACCGGCACAGGAGUGAUAUAAAGUGAUUUGUGUCUGCCUUGUGCGAACAGCACCAAUGUUAUAUCUCAGCUGUAUCUCUACAGAGCAAGAACAUGGCUGAACACAUAUUUUGCCGUUUUAAUUGAUACGAAUUGCAGCUGCAUGCGUUUGAAAUAGCAUUUCUCCUUUCUCACCUACACAGGACGCACAUCGUUUUGGAAAGCACAUCCGUGAAUCUCUCCUCGAUAUCUUGGCCUUGUUCAAUCUCCAGAAGGCCUAGAAUGCAUUGUUUUCAAUCUCUGUACAAGCCAACAUGUGUGCUGACCUAAGAAGCCACGAGGAAAUCAAACCAAUCAAAGCCAUCUACAGGGACCAUUCUGUUACUUACUAUCCAUGAAGUUAUUUAAUUACAUAUUGGUCUGUAUGAACACCUCUGAAUACUGCCUCACACGUGGAAUGAAACCUGUAUAUACAAAAAUAGCUGCAUAUGAUCUGUCUCUACAGAGAGCCUAGCUAGUCAGUGCAGAUAGCAUGUGCUAUGUCUCCUGGGUCACUAGAGAUGCUUUAAAUGGCUCCCACUGACAUUUUGUAGUAAUAUUUAAUUUAUGGAAGAUCCUAUCAAGGUUAAACUGGCACAUGAUAGACAGGUUUGUGUAUGCAUAUUAAAUACGUGGCGAAGCAGCUAAAUGUGAUCAGAUACACAAGUUUGGCAACCAGAGAACAUCCAUUUGUGAGCUGGUGCCUUAAAUGCUUAUGUGAUGUUUAUUUUUAUUUUUAUUUUUUUUUAUGCAUCUAGUGAAGUGUUCAGCAAAGCAAUGCAAUUUUUUUAAAGCUUUUGAUACUUGCAAAGUUCCAGUGAGCUUUUUGCACAACCCGUGUCAGAUUUGCAGCAGAUAUCUUUUUUUUUUUUUUUUAAAGCACAUUGUUACAUUUAAGUAAUACUUUGUGCGUCUGCGACAGCAGCUCUAUUUCAGUUGGUGUCAGCGCUAUUGUCAUUAUGCAAGCAUUCUUGCCAUGAUUCCAAAUUAUAUAUUUCAAUAUAGCGCAGCCUGCAAAAACCUUAUUAAUCUUUCGGUUGCCACAUGGAUAUGUAGUGCAUUGAUGCCACAAUUCCCUACCUGAGAGGAGGGACGGGUUAAGAGAAUAUUGUACGAUAAGUGCCAUCUCUACAUAAUAUGUUCAUUUGCAGGUUUUUUUGUUUUACUGUAGCUGGAUAUUGAAGUUUCAGUAUUCUUUGAUCUUAACUUUUUACAGAUGUUACCAUAGCUUGCACCUGGUAUAGUUGUGGCUGGUUUCUUAUAUUUAAAAUAAAAAAUGUAAAAAUAUAUAUUCUAAACACAAUAGGGCUGCACUUAGACAAUCACUAUAUUUAACCACACCCACAGCAAAGUGUAUUGUAUUGUAUUGUUUGUUUGUUUAAGUUCAGUGUUUCAGGGGCUUUUUUCUUUUGGUUUUCCUGAUCCACAAUGAAAUUAAUUACAAUCAGAAAUAGACCAAAUGAGCAAAUAUGUCCACAAUAUUACACCCCAAACAGGAACGAGAGAGUACCACAGAUUGAAUUUUUGGAUGUGAACGCUGACCACAUUUCCCUUUAGAGUCCAACUACACAGUAACAAAGAGACCACCUCCUUUUACUACUCCAGUGAUUCAAAAAAAAGGCUGCACGUACACACCCAUCAAACUCUAUAACCUUUGCUUUAGCGGUAUCCAUUCCAAAAAAGACUUUAUACUAAGAAAUUACAGGGACAGAAAAAAGGAUUGUUUCUCAGCUUGUGCAUCUUUUUCUUUUUUUUCUUUUUUUAUUAUAAUUAUAUGUGUGAUUUUCAAUGUUUUUUUAUAUUUCUGUUAUACCAUGUGUCUUGCUAAAUCUCAUCUGUAUAGAACAUUUAUCUUAGAAUCUUGAGAUAAAGAUUUGAAUCCUCUGGCUUCUUAGAUUUUGCAGUCCCCAAAAUGUAGACGUUGGGCCUAUUUGCAAUAUUUCUUUGUUUUUCUUGUGACAAUUUUUAGAGCAGGGGUAGCCACAAUGUUGCUUUUUCCCUUCUUUUUUUUUUUUUUUUGAAAUACAACCCUAUCACAUUCAGCCAGCUACAUCUGGUAACGCAAUCCUUGUUUGGCUCACUGCAGAAUGAGUUGCCAUCUGCCCUAAUGAGUUUGCAUUAGGAAAUGAUUUAUGGUAAGAGUUUUACUGCUUAUCUUAAACACUGCUGUGGGUGAUAGGAAUUGUAGUUUAAUAAUAUUUGAAGCACCUCAGGUUUGCCAUGUCAUCUUCUAUGACCAUCCAUCUAGUACACAGCAAUGGUCAUUAAAUGCUAUUUGUACAAGACGUCCUGAUUUGGCCAGGGUGUGUAGAGCAUCAAAAUAAUUUUUACAUUGUGCUAGCAAAAGCUGAAGAGGAGAAAGUUUGAAGAUAUCAUCUUUACCACCAUUGUUUAGGUCACCAUCAAAUGUUUCUUUGUUAUUAAAGCUUUUUAUUUGCAAAGAGGCACCUGCUCAUACCUGGAAACUCCUAUUUUUGGCCAUAAGACUCCAGAUCUAGCAGCUGAUUUCUAGAUCUCCAAACCAAAGUUGUACUCUUUGGGCAACAACUGUCCAAUUGCCAGAGAGCACCCUGAACCUAGAGGUCUCUUACUUGGAACCUUACCCGCUUUUCUCACACCAUUGAAGGAACAAGGUGGGAAUCUCACCACACAAAAAAUAUGUUUUGAGAGUUUUUAGUAUGGUUUAAAUAUCAACCAGCGAAUCAUUGAGAGUUAAUCUGAUUUUAUUUCCUAGUACUUGGGCCAUGGAAAGGCAAUCACGCUGGGACACUUUAAUAAUCCACUGACUCAGUUAGUAGUGGGACUUUGUACAAGACAAUACCAUUUUCAAUUACUGGCUAUGAGGAAAAUCUUAAUUUCUUUCUUCUGCUUUUUAAAUGUUUAUAUUCCAUAUGCUUUUGGUGUCACUUGCAUUUCUGUUGUUGUUGGGGGAAAAAAGCUCAUUUAAUUUUGUUUAUGCCAUUAUCAAUGCAAAUUAAACUUGGGAAGGACUUGAGGGCAAUUAAAAGCCAAUGUUUAAAACUUGGUAUGUUGUCAUUUUCUUCAUUCAUUUGUUAAAUUGUCUUAUUUAACUUAAACUGAUAUAUAACUUGACAAUUAUUUUUUUUAAAACCAAAGAGUAAACCCUUUUAAAUAAACCAAAAUAAUGCAAGAAAAACGUUUGAAAAGUAUGUAAUAAAUGUUUAUAAACAAACUAUAAACCUGGU